Messenger RNA from Porites lobata, 47362 nucleotides. The record is from the annotation of a GenBank genome assembly. NCBI's taxonomy places the organism in Eukaryota, Metazoa, Cnidaria, Anthozoa, Scleractinia, Poritidae.
ACGCGUUUGAACCAAACUCAUUCUUCAAGCCGUGAAUUUGUGACAUGUUUUGCCAUAAUUAUGCUAAUUAACUGUAUGUUUGCUUGAUGGUGCAGUCCUUCGAUUUAGAAGAAUGGCUGACGAAAACGAGAAUUCCACCACUUCAGGUAAGCUAGUUUGAUAGAGGUUUUAAUUAUUAGUUUACUGGCGCAAACUUCAUGAGCUGAAUUGGUCUUCGUUGGUCAAUUCAAGUAAAACUCGCUGAACAAAGUAGUGUCGCAAGAUAGUGCCAAGAAAAGAGGCAAAUCAAAAACAAUCUACAAAGUAAGAUUUAAUUUCAACAGGAAAUCAUACUUAUUCCCCCAGUUUCUCCAGUUUAUUAGCGUACCGAUGGUGUAUUCAGUUGGGCUAGUCUUAUUUGCUUUGAUUGGUUAAAGUUUGACAAACUCGAUGUCUUCGCUAUAUGCGCGUGACUUAAUGGCAAAUACGCUAUUUUUAAGUUUCAACGAGCUAAAUUGAAAACCUGGUUGGAAUUUGCUUUGAAUUCUUUACGCUACACGCCACGGUUCAGUCGAUACAAACAAAAUAAAUAGCCGCAGGCACUAAUUUGUCAGCCUUAGUCCGAUCUUUAUUGCUUUAUUUUGUUUACUCUAAUCCGAGGAAUGACCAUCUUGUGAUAAGAAUAAGACCACAAGGCUUGAAAAUUGCGCUUAAAAAUUUCAGUUUUUAAUGCUGGCUUAGACAAAUAUAGUCAAGAUUAUAAUUAGGUCACGUACAAUAACACUUCGGGGUACAAAGUGCAGGACAAACCUCCACUUAAUUCUUUGCCAAGUAUCAUAAAAUAUUUAGCUUACGUAGCAGGCGUUGGAAAGGGAAGGGACACGGAGUUUUAGGCGCGAGAAAAACGUGAGGGGCUCCCUCGGCCUCGCGCGCCCCUAUUCUCUUACGGGCAACCCCCCCCCUUCCUUUUCAAACUUCUGCCACGCUGGCUGUAAAAUAUUGAGUCUGGAGCACGUACAGUAUAGAUCGUGUUGCACGAAGACUUACUGUCACGCAAUAUAGUCGCGCAGCGUGAUGUACGCGCCCUCAAACGCAUGGUUUCUUUAAUUUUGAGUUUUGCGUUAGCCUUUGUUGCGUUAAUUAGCGCGAAAGCUUUGACGGAGGAAAGUAUAAAAUACAAUAAACCAUAGUGUUAGAGGUUAAGGUGCUCACUUCAUCAAUAAACUGGCGUGGGUAAAUAUUAUGGAAGGAAACAUAUAACAUGAGUUAAUCCAUACUGAGUACUAUAUUUUACACUGUUUACACUACCAUGAACAAUAAUUUCUUUGGAACCUGCCCGCACUGAACACUAGCGAAAAGCCUUUUAGUUUGGCUUUAGAGCACCAGUUUCAUCCAUAUUUUUUUAAAAUUAGUUUGUAACACUUGGCGGUUUGAUUUGAAAAGAAAUGAAAAGACAAAAAAAAACUUGACCAUUCUACAAAUCAUGAAAACAAAAAACGCAGCUGCGAUCACGCGGGAGUGUAAGGAAGUGCGAGCAGGUGCUUGGGGCAGAUGCGACGUUCGAGUGCGCUCCUGUUUUUAUACCUGCUCUGCUUCUAAGGACCGUAACUGCGCGCAUAUAUUGUAGCCUUGAAACUUAUAGACCGCCACCCCUACAAAAAUAGCCGUUGUUAUACGAAUGACGCAUGUUUAACAAUUAUUCCUCGAACCCGAAUGGGCUCUGAGUCAAUAGCUCAUGAGGCCGAAGGCCGAAUGGGCUAUUGACUCAGAGGACGAGAGGAAUAAUUGUUUUAGUAAAAUCCAACUAGUGGGUCAAAAAUAUCGAGACAAAACAGCUUUAGCUAGCAAAACGCGAUUCAGCCGCCAUUGUUUUGGUUUUCAGAGCCGGCGCUUUUUGCUACUAGUGGACUAUAACUAGUAGUUCAACCAAUCAGAACGCAGCAUUGAUAAUAGACCACUAGUUGGAUGUUACUAAUUCCCGUUAUACUGAUUAUGCCUCGGUGUUGAUGCGAUAGACGCGCUUACUCUCAGACCGUCUAUUAAAAGCUCUAUUUUGUUCAUUCCACAAGGUCCUUUAACCCAUAAUCAUCCGAACGCGUAACUUCCCUGACGUUAAUAAUUAUACACCAAGACCAGUAUAAACGGAUCUUUAGUAGUUGAUUCGGACAACCUUUCUUCAAAGCACCCAUGAGAUUAGAGAAAUUUUUACUGAUUGUUAAAACAGCAUGUGGUUGCUUUAAUUAAUACCCGAAAACAGUUCGUCUGUAAGGAUCUCAUAGGAUACUUGUCGUCAACUUUAAAAAACUGUCUAACGGCCAAGAAGCGCGGAACUUGUGACGCUGUAACGGUAUCAAAUAUUUGGACGCCUCUAAAGAGAUUCCUCUAUCUCCCCAUACAGACGACGCGUUUUAUUCGUUUCAGCCAACUUUUCGCCUCAACCCUUAAAGUAAUCAAGUUCACUUGCACGAACCUCUGGGAAGGGUUUGUUUUUUAUUAGACCACAUUUUGACAUAUCUUUCAGUUCAAGAUUGCUGGAAGGCUAUGCAACGUGGAUCAAAGAUGAUCAAGUUGGACAUUAAUAGAAAAGGUUCCUCCAAGAAAACGUUUGUUUUAGAUGAGGAUAUGAAAGGAAUUAGAUACCAACCUUCUAAAAAGAAUUCUAAGUGUAAGUAAAUUCCAUCCGUGCUUCUUAUAACUUGUGAAGACAUUCAGAGUCAAUCUCAAUAUUUCAGUAGGAACCAAAUCCAACCCCCACCCCCCCCCCCCCACCAACUUCGUAUCAGGGAGUACUAUGUGAAGUGCCUCUGGUAACCUAGACCAGAUGCUAAAAUUAAUAAAAACAUCCACCCUAUGCUAUACGUUCAAGUUUCAGUUCCCUCCGAUCAGUUCUGUGGUAGUUUUAGAACCUUGUUCUAAACCAAAACGUUUCUUAAUUCAAUACUUUCUUUUAAUUCUAAAAAUACGUACCCUUUACAGCCGUACUUAUUAAAUGAAAACCCCCUUCGAUUAAGCGCCCCACCUGUUCUUUUCAUAUGGAUUAUACCUACUAUAUUAUAACAGAGAGGCAGUUCCGCAUUCAGCCUUAGCCUGCGAAAACAGACGUUUCUCCUCGCUCAUCGCCGGUGGGGGACGCUUCGCGAGGAGGAACCGCCUCGCGAAAUAUCGCCAGCGGCGAGGAGCGAGGAGAAACGUCUGUUUUCGCAGGUUACAGUUCAGCCUGCAUUCUUCUCUUAUAUUCCGCCCCUUUGCCCUUCUAUUCCCCCGCUUAAGUGCUCCCCAGAACCAUACGUGAUCAAUGUCACUCUUAGUAUUAUAGGAAACAGUUCCGUAAGGUGUCCUUUGACAAAGAUUCCUCAGGGCGUCAGCCUCCCUUCUCGCACCUGAGCGCCCCCAUUGACACCUUCUGUGUCGGUGUUUAAGCCCGAAAUUUUUUAAAAAAUGGAAGAUCUACUCUUUAUAUGUCCACUUGUGGAGCAUUAAGGCCAUUUUAUAGUCCUUCCAAGGUUUUCAAAAAGUAGAAAACGUACUAGGAAGCACUCAGAAGAUCGGACGAGGAAAAGUUACGAAAAUUGCCCCUACUGAAUGAAGCGCUUGAACAGGUUAAGCGCCUUUGAAGUGAACUUCCGUUUCCAAUCUACUAUAAUUCAAUCUCAGGGAAUCAUUAGGGAGCUUUAGAAGCAAUCGGGCGUUUUUGAGCGACACACGUUAACAGGAAGUGGCCUUUUUGCAUCCUAGGGCAAUGGGCUCAAACUCUCGGGUAAAUCGUAUUUAUAAGAAAAAGGACACUAAGUAAUACAAAUUUGCUAUUGUCAAGGCAUGCAUAUAAAGACUAGGAGAAGGUCUCACUUCCUGUUUUCAUGCGUCGCUCAGAAACGUCUUUGCUAAGGUCCCAAUUAUUUCACCCUACAUUCCUGUGGUUCAGAGAGAAAUUUUCUUCCUUAAUCACCUCUAAUUGUCCUUUGGUUUUUUUGUGUGUGUUAGUUGCAAUUGAUAAAAUGACAGAUGUACUCUCUGGAGAGAGUGUGAGUGACCUUUUUCAAGGAUUCUUGAAGAAACACUCUCCCGACAGCUUUAUAUCCAUAAAGUUUGGUCAAAAUGGCGGUACAACACUCAAUAUGGUGGCAGAGUCUAAAGAAGUGGCUGACUUUUGGGUGAGAGGACUGCGGAAACUCAUAUUGAACAGAGGUUUGUUUAUUUCUAACAAACGUUUCUUGAGUAUGCUAACAACAUACUAACAUACGGCGGAGAGAGAGAAAAAUGCUCCCCGCCGCGUGUCGCCUUUUCUCGCGUGGGGUGAUUUUCACGCGCGCUCACGUUUCGCUCGCUCUACUAUCCCUGAGGAAAAAUGGGGGACUACUCGUAGCCUGGUUAUUGUACAUUGUAAGCCUCUUUGACGGCACCACAUUUUCGCACCGAAAGUAUCCUCCAAAUGAGGGACCAAUAUUUUGUUCUUCGGUUUUCGUUCACGCCGCUUAAUUUUCUGGUAAUGUAACCCGCCUGGGCACGACCUUUAAAAAAGUCCGUAUUUUGUUCCGCAACAUUCGGGUCAGGACAAGCUUUUGAGGUAAAAUGUUCAUGCAGGUUUAAAGAUUAGAACGAAUUUCAAACACAUCAACUUUUUUAAUUUUGUUAAGUUACUUAUUUAUUUAUUUAUUUGUUUAUCUUAUUUUUAUUUUUCCCGCUAUCCAGGUAAUUUAGAGAAAGAGGACAAAGAACACAGAGAACAAUAUCUUUUUAUGAUUCCCUUGUUGUUAUAAAUAUUUCGUUUAUUCGUAGGUUUGCUUUGUAACGCCUUAACAUCUGCUGAAUCAUUUUCUGUAACCUUUGAAGACUCCCUGUACAUUUAACACAGCGCUCUUCUUAUGUUUUCUUAUGAAAACUGUAUAGUUGAAUUUGCGCGGUAUAAAUAAAUGUUAUUAUUAUUACGUCAUCAUUAAUGUUUUACGAUAACUAGAACCACCCGUCUUCCUUUAGAAUCAAACAAAGUUAGACAAAAAUUUAGGGACUCGUAAUCGUGCAGAAAUGAUAGCACCUCUACCGAAAUGGGUAUCUUAGAGCGUAAGAUAAAGUGGGGGAGGGGGGGGGGGGCGGAUAGGGAUGAUAGAGAGGGGUUUGGAGAGAGGCUCGUGGGUCACGCGUGAUAUAUAUCGAAGAACAUUACCAAAUGUGUGUUGUUGUCUUUGACACUGAAUAACGUGGCUUAUGGAUGCCUUCGAAAAGUUUGACAAGAAUAAAGAUGGUUCGCUUGGACUGAAAGAAAUUCAGAGAUUGGUGGAAGCAUUGAAUGUGAGCAUGAGUCCCGGCCAAGUGAAAAAGAAGUUUAAGGUAAGCAAGGAGAAACGGUUUUGCAGUUGCUUAUGAAUACCCCUGAUUUGGUUCAUUCCCCUCUUUUGUUGGUUUUACUCGACAGAGGGAUAAUUGCCUGGGAGUCAAAAUGAUUUCUGGAAAGAAAAUUAUAUGCCUUUUUUUUGUAACUUUGUAAAAAGGAGAUGUUUGCAAACUUAAAGUUCCGUUUCCAGCGGUUAAGAGCCUAUUUUUAGUACAAGACAAAAAUACAGCUGGCUUGCUUUAAGGCGCAUCACUUCACAUGAUUAUUCCUUAUGCACUUAUACCCAGACCUAAGUCAUUCGAACACUGCUCGAAAACCACAGCGAUGAUCCAUUUAACCCCUUUUAAUUCCUCAAAAGUUCUGGAGCUUAUUUCAAUUCAGGAUGCGAUCUGAACAAGGAGGAGCGCUUAAUCAACUUAGGUUGUUCAUUCGGAGCUGUUCGGCUAGUGAAGUCUGACUGACUGACCAAUCAAUACAUCGUUAGCAUGGCGAUUAUUUGGUCUUUGUGCUGAGAUGCCUAAGGGAUUAAUUGUUCUUCACGGGAAACUCAUGAAACUUAGCUACGGUCCUGAACAAAAGUCAUUUGGACGACGAUGCAAUAUUCGCAAUUAUCUUCGACGUCUGGAUGCCCUCAUAAAAUGGGGCCAUCUUUUUCAAAGUACUUCGCAGUUCUCCCUCCUUCCAACUUUUAAAAUGUUAUACUCAGAAAAAUUCUGGAUACACUUGUCCAACGUUGUUUUUGAGGUGGGGGAGGGGUUGGGCAGGGGUUGGGCAUGUGUGAUUUGACAGAAAAAAAAAGACAAAUUUGUCCCAAGUCUUUUGCCCGUGAUUGUAGGCGGACUGCGUUAGUCUAUCGUUCUUUCUACAUUCAUCCUUUAUCGCAAGGCUGGACAACAGACCGGCUAGACUGAUUAAGGAUGUCAAUCCAAAGAAAAUCUUAUUUUAUUAGGAAGUAAAUACUGAUGGUGACGCAGCACUUGACAAGGACGAGUUUGCAUCGUUUUUCAAGUCCAUUUCCACAAGAGAAGAAAUUGUCAACCUUCUGGAGAAAUUUUCAUCUAAUGGCGCACUCAUGACUGCAGAGGACUUUCAUUACUUUCUGGUCAACGAGCAAGGGGUAAGUUAGCAGAUUGCUGGGCAAACUUUUAGGUAGAUUCGGCCUGUAGAUUGCUGGUUUUUACGGGUCACAAAGCAAACAGUCAUUUCUCCGGACGGUCAGUCGGUCUGUCAGCAAGUCCAAAGGUCAGUUCGUAGUAUCUAGUCGUUGGUCCGCGAGGCAGUUGUCGAGCUGUUUGAUUCAACAAACGGCGGUUUUACUAUGCAACGUUAUUCCAAUUGUUCUAUUUCAUUUGAUUUGUCUUUUGCUUGGGUUCGCGUAUACCUUUUUUACCCAUCCGUUAGCCUGCGUAGCUGGAAGGAUUGUGGGAGUAAUUUCUACGCAAAGAACAGAAAGAAGUGGCGAAUCCGUGAGGGAUUUUCGCGCGCUCCUUUGAGAACCUACUAGCAAAGUUUAAGAAUUUGUUUCUUUCAGAUGGAAGACGUUAGCAAGGAAUACUCUUUGGAAAUGAUGUUAAACCAUGAACCAACAGAGGCAGGAAGAAAGAAUAGAGAAUUAGGAAUAGAUGGUCAGUGCUUUGGUUUUUUUUGCCAAAUCUUUGCUCGCUAGAGUGCUUGUGCGGCCUGGGAUUGAAAAGCGAGUGCUUGCAUAUAUUCGUUUCAGUUAAUAGACAGGCGAGUGGUAUCUUCCCUUGUUAACAUGCAUGUCAGAGUGCAAGUGGAUUCCUUUUGUCUCAACCCCUUGUCACCAAACCAGAAUGAUGCCGUCUCUCUUAUCAUUAGUGGAAAACAAGUACAAGAUUUUUACAUCUUAUGCCAUCUCACUUUUAUAUAAGAAAAGCGCGACAAAAAUCCCUUUUCCUCACCUUGGGAAAGGCAAAUUGGUUCGAAUUAUCGGGAGGUUUCAAACAUCGAGUGUAAAAUUGCACCGUUUGCUUGGCAAAGAGAAGUUAAGUUUGGCUCGAAUCAUCGGGAAUUUCGAAAAACCGAGGAUUAGAGAAAUAGAGAAUACUUCAUGGAAAGUGCUGGCGUACGGUAUUUACGCACGAGUUGUUGACGUAUCAGAAAUCGAACGAGUGAGCGCAGCGAACGAGUAAGAUUUCUGAUACAAAAACAACGAGUGCGUAAAUACCGUACAAAGCACUUUCCAUGUGGUAUUGUGUUUAUUAUAUACAUACUGAGUCAUUCAUCAUUUUGCGGGCCUUUUUAUUUUAAAUCUUUCAAAAAUGCUAAAAUUUGCCGCUACACACUUACCGCAAAAUGACAACGAAAACGAAGUAUCAGCUUUUUAGUAAAAACGUUUGUUAAAAACAUAAAUGACGGUGAGGAUAUGAGGUUUAAUCCAAGAACUAUAAGUAAUCUUAACUGUUUGUUCUCAAUGCACAAUUGAAAAUGAGUGAAUUUAAGUAAAAUGGCCGGUUUCAAUAUAAGCUUAAGCUUAAAUGAAAGGCAAAGUAGCUCCGACAAAAAGCACAACAAAAGCUUACGUCUCGUUCUGUUUAUCCCUUUCCGCUGUUGUUUCGCCGGCUCUCUACCGUAUUUUUUUAUCGACAGUGAAACAAACGAAACUAUUCCACUCCAUUUCCGAAAUGUUUUUCACUUUUUUAGCGAGAAAAACUCCUUGAGUAAAACUUUUCUCGUUGAUAAAUGUGUGCGAAGCGGCGCUGCAAGCUGCAAUAAAAGGCGGGAAUUUUGGCGCGAAACUCGCACACCUCUGUGGCUUCUGAUUGGACGUAUCAUUUUUCUCACACGUGAAAAAACAUCGUUCGCGAUUCUGAUUGGACGUAUCGUUUUUUUCACGUGUGAAAACCAUCGUUCGCUCCUCUGAUUGGCUAUAACUAAUUUGCGUACGAAAAUUUACGACAUAGCUUUUUGGUGAGUAUUUCUCAGUAUGUAUAUAAUGGUGAUUCCACUAUAUUUGUCAGUGCAGACUCUUGUAGAGUUAGCUCAAAAACUCUUGUGCGCCUGUUUCUUGUUUUUCGUCCGUUUUAGUUUGAUAAUGGUAAACAUAUUCCCUAUACAUUUUCGUAUAACGAUUUUAGAUUUUUUUUUCAUCGCAGGCUUGGCAAACUACCUUAAAUCACCCGAAGGAGACAUUUUUAACCACGACCACGACAAAAUUUAUCAAGACAUGACUCAUCCGUUGACACAUUACUACGUAGCCUCAUCCCAUAACACCUAUCUUCUGCAAGACCAACUUCGCGGCCCUUCCAGCGUGGACGCCUACAUCAAUGCACUGAGGAAGGGAUGCCGUUGUGUUGAGCUUGACUGCUGGGAUGGUGAUAAUGAUGAGCCCAUUGUAUACCACGGACACACACUCACAUCGAAAAUCCUUUUCAAAGAUGUCAUACAAGGAAUCAGUAAACACGCUUUUGAAGUUUCGGAGUAAGUUGUCAUUUUGUAUGUGUGUAUUUUUAGAAACUUUGAGCCUGUGGAAGAACUCUUAGAGCGGCCAAAGUCGGGCAUUUAUAAUUCUUUUCUUCAUUCAUCUAAAUUAUAAUAAAAUUAUUUAACAAUCAAUGAAUAAGGCUGAGUAUCUAAUGAAGAAUUAUGGAGAUCGAGGAGGGUGUUGGCCGAGGCGGAUAACACCCUCCGAGAUCUCCAUAAUUCUUCAUAUGAUACGAAAGCCGAAUUCAAGAAUUGUUUUAUUGUUCAUUCAAAAUAAUUCCUAGGUUAAAAACAUAGCUAAAACAAGCUUCCUCCAUCGAUUUGAAGUUGAUCUUCGAUAGUUUACGUUUAGGUUUGUCCAGCUCCGCAAAUAUUCUCCAAAUUGCAGAUGUCGCCCUCCGAGUUGUCUUCUUGUUGUUUUUGCUAUGUUUUUAGCCAUUAUUUCGCCUAGUUCCAGCUGUAGUUAUUACUCUUGAAACGAGUGAAGUGUCCGCCAUUAUCUAAUUUUAGUUUUUACAGCGAAAACAACUCAAUCUCGUCCCCAGGUCUUCCCGGUUAACGAUGCGUAGAAGGCUGCAUUUUUGACGUCAUUUCCUCGUUAAACACAAAAUUCUUCCAAAUUUGGUCAUCAGUAAGUGGUUAUGGUGAAUUAUGCGUGUACCUUUAGCCAAUCAGAAUUGGGUAAAUAUUUUGAAUGAAUAAUAAUAUUAAUUAUUAUUAAGUCUCACGCUUAUAUGUUCACACUAAAAUGUGAUAGCUUUUUCUCAUUUUCGAAAACCGUAUCGGAGAGGUAUUUUGCUCACCAAUGAAUUCUUCUUCUUCUUCUUCAAUUUCUUGGCUCCAUCUAUAAAGAUGAUUCUUCAUUCAUUUCGUCCUUACGCAUGCUUCUAGCGGAAGACCUGGUAACACCGCGGCGCACUGAACCGUUACCUCUACUUCCCGUACUGCAAUAAGCGAGGUCACAAUAGUGUGUGCAACCCUGGGGCCGUUUUGUAACGUGGCUGUUCACAUUUUAUCAGAUCGAUGUCUACGCCGCCAAAAAAACUGUUCCGGCCUCAGUGUUUGGUUAUUUUAUCGCCUGUCCGGGUAUCCAGUAAAAGACUUCUUCUCGUUUUUGAUAUGCUACUUUUCGGUGUUUAGGUAUAAGAUAAAACACUCCCUCUCGGGUUUGGUAUGUUAGUUAUCGGUGUCUGGGUAUCAGAUGAAAUACUCCUUCUCUUGUUUGAUAAGUUACUUAUUGGUGCCUGCAUAUCUGAUGAAACACUCCAUCAGGUGAAGAGCAAUUGUAACACUCAGAUUUUCACUGUUUUGUAGGUAUCCAGUUAUUCUUUCCCUGGAGAACCACUGCAGCCUCCCAAAUCAAAAGAAAAUGGCAGAAUAUCUCGAAGCAAUUUUGGGCGGUAUCCUUUGUCGACUUACAAUAUGUUGUACGCUUAAUCAUUUCAUUCAUAUAGAUUUUUAAGUAAGUAAAUCACUAAUAAAAAAAGAAUAGAAAUAAUCUGGAUAAUCUAAAAGCGGUGUUAGGCGAGUGUAUAGUAAGCAGGUGAAGAACGAGUCUAUACCAGUAGCACAGCAAGCACCCUCGAAAGAUUGAAUAUAUAAAAUAUUAACUAUGAGGUCAAUAUUAUAGGGAAUAAUUAUAACUUAGCCCCAGGACCCCACGCCGUUUCGUCCGCUGGGUGUUGACUGAAUUCUUCUUGUAAUCUGAUCAUUCGUCUCGCUGAGUCAGUCGAUUGCUGUUUUCACACCCUCCCUACCGCCCUCGGGGCUUCCGUUGAGUCCUCAGGGUCUCAGUUCCUUCAUUAAAGACGCCCAAGCAGAUUCACUGGCUUGUUGUUUGCUGUGGUGCGCGGGGAACACGAGGGAUAAUUAAUCAGAUAAAUAGAAGUUAUAUGCCGAAUGAAUGUGUAAACGAAAAGUUUGAUUGAUUAAAAAGAAGGCAGGAUGUUGUUCCUUGAUUCAGAUAUCGCCUAGAUGUGUUGUACAAAGUGCCUGUAGAUGCCCAGUUUGAUUCUUUCCCAUCUCCAGAAUUCUUCAAGAACAGGAUUCUUAUUAAGGUACUGCAUGCAUUGCAUUUUUUCUUGAUUCCAAACCAAACACUCGUACAAGUACGUCUUUGUCUUUUGACUCUGGUUUGUGUUGUUAACAAUUGACAUUUUUCUUUUUAGUUUCGUCAAAUGAAGAUAGCGCAGGGCCUUUACAGUUGUCUCCGUGGCAACAAGUUGAACUCAGUCACAGCCCACCAGGGUAGUUUUCCUGACAGGCGCCCGGGUGGAUGUCACGCAUCGCUCCCCGUGCCUAAGCGGCUGCUUCAAAGUAAAGUUUUGCGUCUCGAUGCCUUUUGCAUCAGUGUGUUCUUUUUGUUUAUUUGGCUUUCGCGGGGAAAACCCUGACUCCUCCUUUAACUGGCGAGGGAAAGGAAAUCGUAACGUGACGUCGACCGAAGCUGUGGCUGUGCCACAGUGGUGGAAUUGAUCACCCUCGAUUGAUUCGACCUGAUAGUUGUUCUCGCCGUUUCUUGCCUUGAUUUCUAAUGUAGGGUUUUAUCACACAGGGCAAGAAAUUAAAACUUGAACACGAGGCUGAUGACGAAGACGUCGGUGAUGUAACGGACGAGGACGAGGCUGCUGAUAUCGAUCAGGAGGCUGCAGCCUCUCUACUGCAGGAAAAGAGUGCCGAGGGCGGAGAUGGACCCUCCACUACUGCGCCAACUACCACUGAUACCCCGCCAGUGAAAAAGAAAGAGAAGAAGCCCAAGAAGGUAAUAGUAGAGCAAAUGUAGGGCUUGACAUUAAGUAUAUUUCUUCGUUAUAAUCUCACCGAUUUCCCAACUGGAUAGGAAAUCGCAAAGCUGGCUCAAAGUUUUGAUUAUUCCAAGCUACCGUGUCAGCCUCCCUAACUACCAAAUGAUGUGCGUCAUGAUCAUGAAUAUGAUAAAAAUUCAAGCAUUGACUUUUUUCCUCAGUAACUUGCUUUUUGCACGCAAGGGCAAUAUUCACCUCAGGGAUUAACUCAUAGACCAAUCACGCGUAAGCAUAGAACUAAUCAAAUUCCUGGCGUUUUAAGCCUUAUUAUGCAAGCAUUAUUUCUUUAAUUUGCUCUGAUGAAGGGCUACUUCUCGAAACUUCCGCUUUUAAAUCAUUUCAUGGUGGAAGAUUGACUUUCUCAACUCAUUUAAUAAAUAAAGGCGAAAAGGUUGCACAGGAAUUUUAACAUAAACAGAGUUAUUGAACGGAAUAUAAAUUAUUUUACUUUUCCCGUAUCUGAGUUUGUAAAUUGUAACACUGACACUUGACUAACUUUUUUUCAAUACUAACCCUUAAAACCAAGUACUUCAGACUAACACUUGUUUGCAUAUAUAAUUAUUAUUAUUCAUUCAAAAUAUUUCUCCGUUUGUGAUUGGCUAAAAUCACACGCAUAAUCCAUCAUAACCAGCUACUGUCGACCAAAUUUGGAAGACUUUUGCCACAUGUGAAAAAUGACGUCAAUUGUGCAGUAUGAUUGCCAGAAAACUGAACAGUUAACCGAGAAGACCUGGGGACGAGGUUGAGUUGUUUUGGUAGUAAGUACAAAAGGCGGAACAUUUCACUCAUUUCACGAGGAAGAAAUAGACGAACUAUUGGCUAAAAACAUAUAAAGGACAGCAAGAAGACAACUCGACGGGCAACAUCUGCUAUUUGGAGAAUAUUUGCAGUACUAAACGACCCUUUAUCUCCUAAACUUGCCAAUAAACAGGCAAUUGAAGAUUAGCUUAACAUCGAUACAGGCUAGAACUAGGAAUUAUUUUGAAUGAAUAAUAAAAUGAUUAUUGAAUUCGGCUCUCGUAACAUCUAAAGAAUCAUGGAGAUCUCGGAGGAUGUUAUCCGCCUCGCUCACCUUGAUCUUCAUAAUUCGUCAGAUGAUACUCAGCCUCAUCCAAUAAUUGUUAAAUAUCUUGAUAUUAAAACUCUAAACCUUGUUAAUGACUCCUUUUUACUUCUAAACUUUAAUAUAAGCUGCUUUAAACUUUCCGAUAACAAUGGAUCUAGCUAAGGGGCUUUUGGGGUCUGCCUCACUCCCCCAGCCCAUCCUUUAAGCACCCCUCGUAUCUUAAGGUAUAAAUGAGCGAGUCCCAAACAUACCUGAAGAUCUGAAUCCGCCAUUGCAUAAACUCGACGAGUUUCUUUUUGCUAUUGAGUGUUUUAUUUUUUGCCAUUUUAGUCCAUUUUAUUGUUGUAUGUAUUUGUUAGGAAACUCUGCGCCGAUCUUUUCGUGCCGUUGGUAAAGUGGUGCGUACCGCCGGUAGAUUAAAAGAUGAAACAGAUGUAAGUCAACAUAAAUUUUUUAAACAUUUGUAAAUUUAUUUAAAAAAGAAAACUAAAUUUUAAAAUAAUUUGUUCCACAUCUAAACUUAUAAAAUGUAAAUGUUUGCGUUCAACCAGGAUUAACGCCUGAAGACACUUAAACUGCAUUAAACUGCAUGUUAAGAUACACGAGAGUUUAUUGUUAGCCGAUUGAGUGCUAAUACAUGGGUUAACAUAAUACAUAAACUUAGGAAAUUCUAAAAGCGGAACUUCCGCUCAAGACUAACCUUCUAUUUGAAACAAUAAUAUUUAAAUCAAUAGGAGAAAAAUAGAAUUGUCCUUAACAUUAAUCUUUUUUGUACUUUAAGACUUUGUGCGAGGGAAAACAGACUGUUUACUUCAAAUUAUAAGCACAAUAAUAUGCUUAAAUUAUAAUAUCAUGACCACCAAAGUUAAUCAAUUCGAAGUUGAAAUUGCGUUGAAAAAAAAAAUGUGGAAUUUGAGUGAAAAACAAACUAGUGGGAGAUGUAAAAUUACAAACUUUCUCAAUUAAUAAACCGUGAGCUGCGUUGUACAAUUCAGGAGACAGUCGCCACCACCCAUAUGAUCAAAACGAGUGACCGAUAAAUAGGCUUAGAAAAAACACUCAACAACUGGAAAAAAAGAAAGCUAACUUUAAUUGGCAGAAUCAAUAUUGUGAAGACGUUAGGUUUGUCGAAACUCAUAUAUUGCAGUUCGUUACUGACCGUAUCUAAAUCCCUUAUAGACAGAAUUAAUAAGAUUAUUUUCGGCUUCAUUUGGGAGGGUAAGCCUCCCAAAAUUAAGAAAAAGACUAUCAUUGGUGAAAAACACUGUGGGGGCCUAAAAAUGAUUGAUUUUGAAAUCAUGGAGCGGUCGCUAAAGAUUGCUUGGAUAAAGCGUAUUGCUGAAUCAAGUAAUGCUUCGUGGAAAAAAAUCCCAAAUCAAGCUCUUAACCAAUACGGAGGUCUAGAGUUCCUCAUCGAAUGCGACUACGAUCCUAAGCUACUCAACUUAGAGAACCUUCCGGAGUUUUACCACACCAUUUUAAAUUACUGGCAUGACUUCAGAAGACUAACCUGUGACAAGCAAAUUUCCAUAAAAAAAAACAAAUAAUUUGGAAUAACCGUAACAUAUGUAUUGAUGGAAAACCAAUUUAUAUUAAAUCCUGGUGUACAAGUGGAAUUCGUUGCAUCGAAGACCUUCUAAAUGUUAACCUUAAAUUUCUUACCUUAUCAGAAAUGAAAGAGAAAUAUAACUUUGAAUUUCCUUUUACCACUUAUUACGGCCUUUUAAGAGCCAUACCAACUGAAUGGAAAAGUGCACUACGAGUCAAAGCAGGCGUGCAUGAUGAAUCUGAAAAGCGCGAAACAUCCUUGAAGCUUUUUUCCACAAAAGAAGCCUAUUCUUCCAUACUUGAUAAAAGCUUCUCAGCACCCACUGCUGAAGGCAGAAUUCUAGAUCAUGGGUUCACCAAAGAGGAAAUUCCUUACAUCUACAUGCUCCCGUUUAAAAUCUUGAAAGAACCAAAACUGAUCAUGUUCCAAGUCAAAAUUAUUCACAACAUUUUACCUACCCAAUCUAGCCUCUUCCGCGCGCAUAACUGAUACUGAUGUUUGUCCUUUAUCCAACCUUGAAAGUCAAUCUCUAAAACAUAUGUUAAUUACCUGUAGUGUAUCCUCUUCGUUUUGGACUUGUUUUUCUAACUGGUGGCACGAAAAAUUUAAACACAAACUGACUUUAUCUGAAAGCACUAUUCUAUAUGGUUGGCACAAAGAGUCAAAUAACUGGGAAGUGCUUAAUUACUGUUUGAUUGUCGCCAAAUAUAAUGUUUUUGCUACAAGCGUACGCAACGGCGUCCUGGACUUUGACAGUUUUCUACUGCGUCUCAACAACAAAAUUGAUAUUCUUCGCACAAUAGCUUUUAGAUCUAACUGCUUAUCGCAAUUCAAAAAAACAUGGGACAAACUUCUUUAGAUACGUGAAUGCUAGUGUCAUUUCCUUCAAGCUACACUUUACUGCUACACUGUUUCACUUACCAGGUUUGCGUCUUUUUCCUUUGAAUUUAGUUUGUUUGUUUGUUUUUUUUCGUUACAAAUUUAGUUUGUUUUUUGCCAUAUAGAUAUAUACAUUUUCAUAGUUAAAAUAACAAGUAUUUGUAAGUAAUUUUUUUUCUUGUCAAUAAAAAAAAAAAAAAAAAAAAAAAAACAUCAGAAGGAGGUUGUUUUAAAAAUCUCGUAACACCAAAUCAAAAACAAAUGACAGAAUGGGCAGAUAAAGGAAAGUUGCGCGCCUUAUGUUUAAACUCAAGGCGACACUAGCCAAGUCCUAAGCCAACAUUAACACUUACUUCUCACUUAGGGCAAAAUGUUGGCUUAGGGGAGGGGUAGGUGGGCAGUUUCCCGGAAACGUUUAAUUAUCCGUUAUAAGUAAGUAGACCCUUAAGUAUUAAAAUAAAAUCUCUUAAAAGUUUGGAAGUAUAUUAAUUGCUUUUUACUUUCUAAUAUUUGGUCACACUUGGAGCAGGGUUAAACAGGUAAUACAAUGUAAAGAAAAUACAUUAUCAAAUCAAAGACUCUAGUAAUGAACAGUAAAAAUUGAUAAUAUUAACUUUUCAAGGGUGACACUUACAAUUACUGAUGACCUAAUGGCUAACAUCGUGGCCCACACGUGAAUAGAAGAAACAAAUAGUCCAAAUUGAGUAUAACAAUUGCAAGAAUCGCAGCUGGCGGGAGGCAAACCAGUCGUUUGUUUUCAGCUUUACUUACUUACUAAGGAAGGCUGUUCCACAAGACUGAGGCUGCUACCAUUAACGAUCGAUCCCCCAUAAUCUUUUUCGUUUUGAAUCGCGGAUAUUCUCGCAAUAUACCAUUAUUGUUUCGACGCAAUUGGUAAUGUGGAGCAGGCAAGACUGAAACUAAAUUCUUAUUCUAAAUUAUCAUACUCUCUAAUAAUCCACUUUAUUUUCUUGGUUUAUUCGUCGUAACGCAUUUAUCAUUUGGGACCACUGUGACUUCUUUUUUCGGUGCUCUUCUGUAUCAUGCUUUGUAAGUAGUAUUAUAUGGACCGAAUUAUCCUUUUUUGAGGUAAACAAACGUGGAUCUUGUCCAUGGGAUUCCAUGUAUUAUGAGAAGUGAUCUUGUACUUUUAGCUGGGCGAAAUGGUGAUUAGUGCCACAUGUGUUUGCCGACAGGAAUCCGAAAUCCUCAUUGUUCCUUAUUUCUAACUGUCAUUCUUAUCCUAAUAGGAGGAAAAGAAUGCGAAGAAAACCAACAAGCUUAAAUUGGCAAAAGAGCUUUCCCGCUGUGUAAACUAUGUUUCCAGUGUUGGUUUCAAAGGAUUUGAACACGCAAAGCAAAACUGUAAGUGGACAGAGAACAAAGCUUAUGUGAUUGACACGUUCGGAGACAAAUUAGGCAUGCGCAGUAGUAGGGAACAAAUCGAGCGCGGGCAAUCUCGUUCCCAGAGGCCGCGAUCCUUUUGUACAGCGACGGAGAUCACUGUACAAACGUAACGGAGGCUCUGGGGGAGAGAUUGGAGCGCGGGUCGAGACCUGCUAUUUUAUUACACAACUUAGAAGAGAUUAAAUCAAAUGGCUGUUCACACGUUCACGUAUGUUAGUUGAACCAAAUCAAAAAAAAAUAAUAAAUGAUAAUUGAAAGUACGUCAAACCUAGCCUCCCCCGCAGACAUUCUUAGGCGUGCGUGGGGAAGGAACGCGUGACGCACGCCUAAGAAUGCGUGCUCGGGAGGCUACGUCAAACCAGUCUCUAUGCGAAACAAAGACAAAGCAGCUCUAGUAAGUUGUACAAAAACAAACUCAGUAGAGUUAGUGUGAACCGAGAGCUUCUUAGGCACAUUAGAUGCAGACGUGCGUGUUAAACGUGUAUUGGUAGGUUUUGUACUUAAUAAACCCUUCAAAAAGGAUGCGUUAUAGUGACCGAAACCAAAAUCACGCGUUAGACGUGCUUAGUUGGGUUUUGUACUUUAUGCUCAGUAGCUGAAACUGAAAGAUAUUCUAGUUAAAUAAAGAAACCCUUCGAAGAGGAUGCCUUACAGCAAGAAAAGGAAACCAAAAUCACAGACCUCUAAAACAGUUAAUAGGAAAUAUGGACUGGAAUUAAAUGCCGACGCCGUCAAAAAUACUGUUGUAUAGAAAACCAAAUAACUGAAAAGACACAUAGCUUGAGAUUGACACUUAUCACUUUUCAAAAGUAAUACAACUAGAAGUGUGAAGCAACCUAAUUUUUAUGCGUGGACUAUUUCACUUUUAAAACAGACAAAUUUCAUCAGAUGUCUUCCUUCGUGGAGUCAAAGAUGGCCAGCCUGAUGACAAAUUCAGGACGUGAUUUUGUGGAAUAUAAUAAGAGGCAAUUAAGCCGAAUUUACCCAGCUGGUGGGAGAGUGGACUCCAGCAAUUAUAACCCUCAACAAGCUUGGAAUGCGGGCUGUCAGAUAGGUAUGCGAUGAACAGACGAAACGUAUUCUUUUUUGUAUUUUUAUAGUCUGUAACCUCUGUAUACACGUUUCCGCGUCUAUUGUUAUUCUCUACCAGUCUUAUUUUUUCUUUAUUUCUGUAUUUUUUAAAAUAUUUUAACAGUUUAUUCCACUUUUCGUUAGCUUUUCUAGCCCCUGAUGAAGGUUAUAUUGAAUUUUUCCAAACAGAAAUAUUGGGCAAAUAGAUUACCCAUUCAUAGCUGUCUGAUAUCAUUAUAAAAUACAUUUGAUGCCGGGAAACAUAAUUUUUUAGGUUAACUCCAUGUAUUCCGGCUUUUUCUGGAAUACGGUCAACGGUCAUUUGAACGGGCCUUUAACUACAUUGUUCAUUUUUUUUUUGUCGUUUUUCUGUUCUCCGUAGUUGCUCUUAAUUACCAAACGGAUUCGGAACCCAUGCAUCUGAACCAAGGGAAAUUCAGAGUUAAUGGACGCGCAGGAUAUAUCUUGAAACCAAAACACCUCAGAGACCGUAAGUACUUUAAAAACAUUAGUUUAGUGCAAAUCAGUAAAAUGCGCUGGAAUUAAACAUCAUUCAUCAGUGGGUGAUUUGUAUACUUUUGAUUGACUCUGUAGCUUCAUUCAACUUUAACCCUCAUACAAAGACCGAGAUUCCAGGAAUAGAGAAGAUAAAGAUAGUUAUAAAGGUAAAUUCGUUAUGUCUCUCAACUGUUGGGCACUUACACAGCUUCUUUUUUCGUAGUGAAGGAGCGCUCUUUCUGCCUGGCUUUAGUAUUGUAUAUGUGUAAAAUUGUGUCUUUUUUAUGUGUUAUUUUGUGUUUUUGCUUUUCGCCUCGAUUAUCUAUAAACCCUCUUGUGAGGUAGCCUCCGAACUGCAGACGUAUUUCCGGUCGUCGACCGCUUUUCUCCCUCCGAAAAUAUCUUGUUUUACUUUCCGGAGGGAGAGAUCGACGACCAGAGAUAAGGUCUGUAGUUCGCAGGCUACUCGCGGGAAGAAAACAUCACUUUGUUCUAAAACAUUUAAUCACUUCUAAAAAUGAAAUUACUGGUUUUAUUUUUGGUUGUACAUACCACGUAUUGAGAAGCAAGUUGUAAAGCCGCAAACCACAAGAAAUGAGUGCGUACAUAGGCUAAGACAUAGCAGUUUGCUUCUUCUUUUAAUUGCCUCCAUCGUCUACGUGUUGCAAGGCGCCUCUAAGGAAAAUGAUGGGUUUGCCGCAGUCUAUACUUCAACAGGCUUUCUUCACGAUUCAGAUAUCUCGUAUGUGUUUGAAAGGACAAAUAUGCGGCCUGUAGCUUGAGGUAAUGGGUAGAGACAAUUAUCGUGGUUUUAAAGUGUAUGUGUUGAAAACCCCAAAUGAAUAACGUAGUUUUACGAAAUUAUUGUCAUUUACCUGAAAUCGUUGAAUUUGAUUGUUAGGAUAUCAUUAUUUUAGUAUGACGUCAUUUCCGUAUAUGGAAAAAUGUUCUUUUUCAUGAAUACUGUGGCAGUUCCUCACUUUUGUGUGCGAUCGUGUAGACAUGCCGCGUGUUUCUCUAUAUUUCAUCUUGAAUAUAUUCGCAGGUCAUUUCUGGUCAGCAACUUCCAAAGCCUGCGGGAACUAAAGGAGAGGCGAAGGUCAAAGGAGAAGUAUGUAAAGAAGAUAUAUAGAAGAAUAAAUAGUCUGUCUUUCUAUGCCGCUAUUCCAUGGUAGUAGGGACUUUUACCAUGUAGAAGGCAUGUCGGCGUAAUUUGGGCGGCAAGGAGAGACUUAUCCCGUACCCACUGAUUUCACACCUGUAACCGUGAGAGAUUUGGAUACUUUCUUCUUAUUUCUUCUGCAUAGCAUUUCGAACCAUUGCUACCUAUUUCGUCCUUCUCCUUUCCUCACGCUAGCUUUUUUCUUCCGAAUUUUCUUCUUUCUUUACUGCAAAUUAUCACUAACGGUUAAUGUUUCUUUUUUUGACCCUGUUUAUUCACGUAGGCUUUUCGCUUUUUUCUCUCGGGUUCGUUCGUCCUACCUACAGUACUCCACCACCCUCACCCUUUUCCUUGCUUCAUUGACGUUUUUCCCUGUUUUGCCUUUCAGGUUAUUGAUCCGUAUGUUAAGGUUGAUUUUCAUGGUAUACCAGCAGAUACUGCCAGCUUUAAAACAAAAGUCGUCAAAGAUAAUGGUGAGCAGAUUCAAUUGAUAGCGCAUGGAUACACCGUUCAUAGAACUUGUACUCUUUACUCUUACUCUCGAGGUGUACCUAUUUCGCAAAUGUAAGGUAUUCAUUGUCUAUUGUAAUAUACUUUCACAUUCUACGCUAGGAUGUCUUAAGUUGAUUUCCACUUGUUGCUGUUUUGUUUUUAUGUAGGUUUUAACCCAAUGUGGAAGGAAACAUUUGAAAAAGAGCUUCUUAUGCCAGAACUCGCUAUGAUUAGGUUUGUGGUUUUUGACGAAGACGUUGGUUCUCGUGACGACUUCAUAGGACAAUUCUCGUUACCCUUUACCAGCGUUAGACCGGGUAUGUUACUCUACCUAUCGUUGUUGUCUUGCUUAAAAUACUGAAGGUCUAAUGGUAUCAAGUCUUAUGAUAUUAGGGAGCUUAAGCAACAACGACGGCGGCGGCGGCGGCUGCGAAAACGUCACUUAAAACUGAAGUGAAUUCGCGCUACUUUAAACUUUAUCGGGCUUAUUCCACCUCAUUCAAUUCGUCAAAUGUUGGCGAAUUUUUCUGGAGUUGAAUUCUAAAGGACUGUAUCGAAGUUCAGGAAAAACAAAGUCGUUGUCUUGGUUCACGUCUUCCAGAAAACGUGGAAUUAGGCAGUUUCACGUAGUGGUGGUGCAACGACGGCAAGCUGGAAAGUACAAAAAAGUGUGAGUGUUGUUUUUUUGCUGACAUAAACCUGUUGCUUCUUUUUUUGCCGUUCUCGUUGCCGUCGCCGUCGUCGUUGCUUAAUUAAGUUCCCUAUUAUCAGGGUAAUACGGUGGAUUCAAAACCCCUCUCCCCCUCCUUAUUCGCGCCAUGAUUAAACAUUGCUCCAACUUGUUAGUUGAAUUAGUGUAAUUGCACUUGCCGGACCACCAGCGCCAAAACACCCUCUAGUAAAAUCAUUAUAGCUGUAGUUAAGUAAUUUUCUUAGUUCAGGUGAUAAUGAUAUCCUCUUACCCGGACGUCUUUAGGGCGUCGUCGCGCGUUUCUCCCCAACGAUCGCCCUUUAGCCUUGAUUGCAUUGUUAGGAGGUGACGUUAAGCCGUUGGCGUUGUCCUCUUCAUUCUUCCUUCGCGGUUUAUGCAGACGGGAUUUAAAAGAAACCACAUUGCUCUUUAAGAAGCUAAGCUUGCUUGGCCGACCUCUGUAAUCACUUUAAUUCCCAUGUAAAGUGAGCAUAAAACAGUGAGACCAUAAAUGAACUUAAAGUGGCAGCCGCAAAUGCCCUCUUUGCUGAGAGAGAUAAAUUAAAAAAAUAAUGUUAAGUGUGUUGUCUACUCCUUCCACUUUCCUUUCCAUUUUAUUCCCAUCAAUUUGGUAUCGAAGAUACGUUUUGUUAAUAUUGGUUUGUACUUUUCGUUUCCUAGGAUACAGGCACAUUCAUUUGUUAGGCAACAAAGGAGAGUCGCUAGGCUAUGCAUCUCUAUUCGUUCAUAUCAGUAUUUGGGGUGGCUCCAAACCCAACAAGUCCUCCGACAGAUCCUCGCUUUCGGUAAGAUUGCAAUUUGUUGCUGAUAUUGCUGUUUAUCAGGAUGUAGUUAUUUUGCGGCGAUAAACCGAUGUUUGUGAGGUAAGCCCGCGCCCGCCCAGCCCUUCGCCCUUCUCCCCCUUUUUCUCUCCUAUACGAAAACCGCACGCGAAUGAGCGGCUCGAAAUCGAUCCUUAGUGUAAAUGGAAGACCUAAGGACUAAAACCGAGUGUAACCUGUUAAAAAAGAAAGAAAGAAUCUAGCUGCACACGAAAGACAACGCGACCCGCCUUUUUAAUGUGCCAUUGCUCACUCUAUAUCACACCUUGAGACAUCGACCAGUUUGAAUAACAGCCACCGAUUCUUCGUUAAGACUCGUCGUUAUCUAUUGUUUUAUUCGGUGUAAUGGCAAACUGGACGCUGUAAGUACAUGUCGCGAAAGAUAAAAGGAUCCUGGGCGAUGUAAGCGCUUAGUCUCCAACUUUUGCAACUAGACAGAAGUGCUCUUCUUGGACUGCACCCAGACAUUCAAAUUUAAAAACCAGUGACACCUCUUUAAUACGGACACCUGAGGGACAAAGCUAGGUGUCCCCAUUGCAGAGGUAUUUUAGAGGUAAGGAAUAUUUGAAGUUCGACAUCUUUGGGAAAAAUAAUUGUUUGUAUUAUAGAUAUGUUCGUGAGUAGAGGUCCGACGAUAUGAGUAAGGAAUCAAAGCCUUCCCACCUACCCCCCCUCCCCCCUCCACUUCCGCCAUCUUCUACGCGGGCUGCGCAGUGCAUACAACUUUAAUUUAAAAAGUCCCUUAAAUCCCCAUACUGAAGAGUAAUUAUCUUUCCAUGUUGUUGUUUUUAGGAAGCGGCCUCUCCAAGGAUCUCAUCCCAUUAUAAUUGAUGAUUGCAACAUUUAUUCCAGUCACAAGCGGAUGUUUAGCACUGGAGUUUUUAAGCGUCCUGCUGUUUGGUUGCCCGCUGAUAGUUCAUUUCGAAGAUGGUAGCCAUUUGAACCGAACAAAGACAACGCAAGCACAAGUGCAAUGAUAGAAAACCCGCCCAACAAUUACUGAAAGGACAUGCACCAAAAAAAAACAUUUUUGUGGAAUCCAAUGCAAUUCUUGCUAGAAAGAAAUGAAAUGAAACAAAAUAACAAAAGUAAAAACUACAUAAUAUUUAAAAUGAAUUAAAUCCGCAGCGACAAUGCCAAAAAGUAGUUUGGUGCGUUGAGAGGAAAAUAAUUAUCAUUUAAUAACUGUUCCCCGGAUAUUUUGUGGGUUAAAUUUGGUUUAGCUAACAUUGGGCCGUUAAUAAUUCAGUUGAAAGCCAAAACGACGAAGUUACUGAGGGGGAGGUACAUGCUACACAAGUGAAUGAUGAUAAUAAUAAAUUAAUAAAUUGUCAUCUGCAAAUUUACCUGCGCAAUAAGUAGUGAUAAGUAAGGCAUGCAGGUUGUCAAUUAAGGAUAUUUUACUGAACGAUUUUUGUUCCGAAUCUGGGGCUUCUUUGUUUAUUUUAAUUUAGCUGGUUGUAUAACCACACAAAAAAGUCCCAGGAUCGAAUUUUGGACGUAUUUGGUUACACUUCUUUAUCGUAUAAUAAUAAGAAUAUGUGAAGGAGUGGUAAUCUGAUGAAAUUGCAAAUGAUUCAUAUUUGCACAUGAUUCUGUAUUUCGAUGCUAGAAUUGCCAUUUUUUUAUUAAUCGUAAGUUAAACCAAAAGCUAAAAAAAUAAUGUUUUAGACCAUAGUUAUUAGAGGAGACUGGUUAUGAAAAGCGGCAAACAUCAAUGAUAAAAACAACAGUGCUGCAGUUUAUGUUCAAAGCACCGUGAAAGUGCACAAUCCUUUGUUUUCUGUUGGCAAAUUGUAACGGAAUAAAUUAAUGCAACGUUUUUAUUGGUCAAUACAAUCAAAAUGAUAGGAAUUCUUUUGAACGUUGUGCACUUUCAGGUCCACAAAAACAUAUAACAAAGGAGUCUGGCGGGUUUCAUAACCAUUCCACUCAAUUAACCAUGUUUAGACGUAGCUAGGAUAUGGCAAGAUUUUCAUAUCUGAUGUUAUAAUCUAUUUGAGAUGUGGAAGUUGUGAAAGGGUAAAAAACUUAAGAGCAAAGUACGGACAUUGGUCAGGAUGACACUGUAUCCUACAGAUUUCAACAUCAGUAGCAAUCCAGCUAAGCAUGCAGGGAGUUUUUGACUGAAAAUUGGUACGACUACUUGCGCAAUUGUAGCCGCCCAACGUACAGAGUCUAAUGGUCUACUAAGUACAAUCAAUGCCACAUAGCAAUAUCCUGCCACCGGAGUACUUCCGUUUUCGUCACAGUUUUUGGAAGAGAAUCAUGUCUCAACGGCAGUUUUUUUUUUUUUGAACAACUUGAAAUUAUGGUCUUGUACACUAAAUGGCAGCACUAGAAUAUUUGGAGUAAAGAUUCUUUCAAUUUUUUUCUGUUUCUAUAUUUCUGGAACGAAAUUGUUUCAAGGCAACAUUUUUUGAUCGAUCAUUAAUUUUGUAUGUAACAUUAUUAGUUCUUGAUAAGUUUAUAAGAACAGUACUUUAUAGAAUGAAAUUUGUUUCAUUAAAGAGGUGCAAUUUUAUAAAACAAAUGCUCAUGGCCUAUUGUGUCAUUUGUGGAUUGUCUAUAAUUACUUUGUUCGUCUUUGUUAAGGGACGUCAGAAGCCCAUCAUGGGCUCCUAGGGACGUCGAUCCACCAUUAGAAAAGUUAUGGAUUGGCUUUGAUAGAUUGUGCUAGCAUAAAAUUGAGCCUGAUUCGUCACUACGAUACAUUUCAUUUAUUUUAUGAGAAAAGCACUGCCAGCUGUAGCUUAAUUUGCACUUUUGGCUAGAGAUCAGUCAGUCGAGGUGGCUCGACUGGAUUUUUUAGGGAGUAUACGUCCCCACUUUGAGCGUUUACCACGUCGGAAUUAAAAAAGUUAUCGGAAAAAGGUGACCACAGCUGCACUAUAUAAAGAUGAAAAUUUGUUAUGAUCCAUGUUUUAUUGACACCAUAGUUACCAUGGCAACAUAAUGACGACAUUACGUUUUUUACUUGCUUUUGCAUUUCUCGGUGCUAGAAGAUUUUUUUUAGAAAUCGCUCAAGGGAGCUUUUACCUCCCUUACUUGUCCCGGUUGUGGCAAAGUUUGAACAAAUUCUAUGAGAGCGUUUUGGAAAUAAAUUUUCAAGGGUCGUAAAAACAGUGAUAAACAUUCUAUCGACAUAAUUAGCUAAUAUCUAAAGAAAAUGAUGAGGUCUGGAAAUGCAGUUUCAUCUCAUAGUGGUUUGAUUCCAUCUGAAACUUUGUACGAAGAAAGAGGGGGAAUGCUUUGCAGUGGCAGAUUGCGAGAAAGAAAGGUUUGAUUAGCCUACGUUCGGCUGCUAUCUUUACUAUUCUUGUAAGUAACUUGGUCCACGCCUACAAACUUCACGGUUAUUUAAAAACCGAUCGAUAAAUGUUUUUAAAAACUUGAUAGUCCCAGUCUCGAGAUUAAUGAUCAAUUUACAUUUCCGCUAAUGCACCAGUCAAUUCCACCUGCGCCCAGCACCCCCCCCGGGCUGACCCCCGGGCAUUAGCAUUUUUUUUGCCUUGGAUGGCAAAUUCCCGAGGGUGGGGACUCUUGAGCUGUCAAAUCCCCCGGGGUGGGGACGAAAAAAGAGGGCAAACGCCCCGUCCUCCGUCAACGCUGCAACAUUUUUCAUCGAUCGCACAGUCGAAUAGUGCCAUUUUAAGCAUUUUAAUGUGUGACUUUUUGUUUCAAUUAACGUCUUCCUUUGCAAUAGCGCUAGGAUUCUAAUUAAGACUUCACGCCGCGACGACAUGCACUAGUGUAUGGUUUUAGUAUUGAUAUAAAAUUAUUGACAUUAAAAUUAAUAAAACGCUGUAAAGUUAUAUGUUAUGAAUAGUUUUAUAAAUGUGAAAGGAUGUUCUUCAAAUAAUAUGAACAGAAAUUUGAUUCAAUGACCACAAUCAAUAGCUCCAAUUUCGCUAUGUAAUUCUGGCUUGAUAAGCAAUGAAGAAACGCAUUCAUAAAAUCGAGAACAUGCCUUUACAACCCUCUUCAAUUUAUUCCUGUCCUUGAUAUAUGAGCCAAUCUGCUUUUUUUCCAGUAAAACCUUCUGUGUAGUUAUAUUCUGAUAGGAAACCGCGUGCGUGUCAAAACCUCGGGAAUGGUCCCGGGGUUGGCGAAUUGUCCGGCAAAAGUUGCAAAUGCCCCACCCCCGGGACUGACAAGGCGUGCAAAUGCCCCUCAGUAGCCGGGGGGGGGGGGGGGAAUUGACUGAUGCAUAAAUUUCAAGGACAAAAAUAAAUACAAUAUAUAAUUCGUAAUAUAAAAUAAGUUAAUAUAUUGGUUUACAGGGUGUCCCAAAAGUUCGUUCCUCUACUUUAUAAGACUGUGAUGUUGUCUGAUUGGACUUGGUAAGCAAAUCGCUUAAACAAAAGUUGUGUUUCAUUAUAUAAUUUAAUAUUUUAUACUUAGUGUGCCAUCUUGUGACUCUAAUAUUCGAUUUGUGUACUUCACGCCAAAGGUGCGCGUGUGCGAGUACAUUUUCCUGCCACAUAUUUUUCGUAUUCUGUAGCCCAAUUUGCUCAAACUCCUUCCUCAAAUUGUGUUUUGUGAAUAUCACGAAAGAAAAAACCCUCUAAACGCAAAAACGUUCAACUACAUGAGAGCAUAAGCACGUUUACUUCGAUUUACCGGCUUAUCAGUAGAAAUAACUGCUAAAAAACUGGAAAAAUCCGAGAGUUGGGUUGGUGAAAUGGUCAUCGAAAAAUGAAGGUAGACAAAAAAAGAAGGGUAAGACUGACAGUCCUGAAUAAAACGACUAAAAUAGUUUUGAAGAAGGUUAGGUAUAAAAGAGACUACUCAGUGAGAUAGCUCUCACGAUAGUUUGCAAGCCAAGUCUAGAGCAGUUUCAUGAAAAGCGAAGGUUAGAGGCCCCAGAGAUGACAACAAAACCUCUGCUUAGUCUGCCAAACACGAUCAGCUCGUCUCAGAUUUGUAAUUAAGUAAGUAAGAACUUUAUUUUCGCACGAUAAAAAGAUCAGCAUUGCUGGUGGGUCGUGCAUACUAACAAUUACAAGAAAAAUAAGAAGUACUAAAAGCAAAUGCACGAUUAAAAAUUAAAAACUGUUAAAAUGUUUAAAAUAGGCCCUGAAAAUGUACAAUUGAAAAUUAAAACUGUGAAAAGUAGUCGUAGCUGAUAUCUCUAUUUUUAGAAGUAGCUAAGAUUGGUUCGAAAUGCAUUUUGUCGGUAUCAAAUUUUACAAGACAGCGUUUAAGGUGGCUAAACACAGUUUUGGCAGUUUGUGAUUAUAUGUCAUUUGCCAAAUCAUGGCAAGAAAAAGGUUGCUGCUUACAAGCUGAAACUUGGCAAGUGAAAAAUGUAAUGAUGAAAGAUUUUGAUUGACAGGUAAAAACUGACGAUUUCCUAGUUUCCAUGGCAACAUGGACGAUUGAAUACAACCUUAAAAUUUCACAUUUUCUCAGUUUACAUAAAAUUCGCUCAUUAGAUUUUCCUAUAAACUUGCACACAGCUUACUAUAAUUAAUCAUUGCCAUUUGAAACUUAUUUGACCAAAUUUUAACAGACGGGUUUUUAGAUAAUCAAUAAUUUAAUUGAACUGUAAUUAUUAAAUGUUACACAAAAUUAGUCUGUUCAACUUCCUUUUUAAAAUUCUCAUUACUUAAAAUACGAUAAAAGGAAAAAUUCUGCAAAAUAUCACAAAAUUGUAAUGAGUAGAUUUUGAGAAAUCGUCUUCCGUGCACCAUUGCUUUUUCUCCGCCAUGUUUGUUUGUUUCAUUUCUGUUUAAUUUAAAACACGCGCCGUCACGUAAGUUACCGUUGACCGCCCGCGAAACUGUGUCCAGCCACCUUAAAUUCUUUCAAGGUUUUGGCCCUUGUUUCCUUGUUCGUUAAAGUGUUCCAUGCGAUUGCUCCUCUAAAGCGUAUAGAGUUCCUGAUAAAAUUUGUUUCACGUCUUGGAAGAAUGAUGUUCUCAUUUCUUCUGCGGCCUGAAUUCCUCUGUAAAAACAAAUCUUUAAAUUCCGUGACGAUGUAACCUUUUUAACACUUGAAGACAAACUCCGUUAGUCGCAGUUUGUACAUUGUUUCCAGACUAUCCCAUCCAGUUGGCAUUAAGACAUCUUCCGCGCUGGUGUCCCAUGGCAGCCCAUAUACAAUCCGUCCAGCCCUUGCACGGAGUUUCUCCAGGUUGUUUAGGUGCGUCUUAUUGCACGAUCCCCACACUGUCAGACCGUAUGUAACUGAUGGCAGUAUCACUUUUAUGUAGAAAUCUUCUAAUUGCUUCUGAGGGAGGAGCCUGAUCCAGGAGCCCAUAACGCGGAGCGAACAACUUCCAUGCGCUCGUGUCACGGUUUUUUCACGGACCAGUUUAUUUUUAGAACGGUUUUGGUGCGAAUUUUGAAUACCGCAAAUGCUCGAAUUAGCGCCAAGCUUCAAAUAAGCGCUCCUCCUAGGGCUCAAAAUUUGUAAUAAGCGCCCCCUUCAAAUAAGCGCCCCCCCCCCGAGAAAAAAUGAGUUUCGGUACUCGGUACGAUCAGGAGCCCAUAACCCGGAGCGUGCAACUGCCAUAAAUUCGUGCAACGGCGUUUUUACAAGUGAGUUUACUUUUAGAUAAGCUUUUCCCGCGAAAAAUAACUGUUGUCGCUUGGACCUUUUCACAGUCGGCUGUUUCGAAGAUGAUUUCAAUUUCCCUUUGUGUGAAUUAUGCGUUGUCGCCGAUGAAGUAGACAUCCCGGACUCUUCUACGUUUUGCAGAUCUUCCUCUGAACUGCUAGUUUCCGUGUAAAUACUGAAAUUGUCGCCCGAAGUACUGUCAGAAGAAUCCUCUGAAGAUUCCUCACGUACGUCCGAAAUGCUUUUUUUUUGCAAUGUGAAGGAGUUGUCCUGGUUACGUAUUAAAAGUUUAUUAUUGAUGACGCACUUGCUUGUGAUUGGCUUUUCGAAAGCAAUUCGCGGGAAAGGCCUAUCUAAAAAUAAACCUACUUGUGAAAACGCCGUUGCAUAGGCGCAGUAUGGAAGUUAGACGCUCCGGGUUAUGGGCUCCUGGAACGAUAUACGAGACGUAUACGGUCUAUACGGUUCUUUUAAUGAAAUGUGAAAUUGUUAAAUAGUAUAAACAGUGAUGUCCUUUCAAAGUCGCAUGGGUUUGCUUCUCAUUUCUUUGGUAGAAAUAUCCAUAUCCAUCCUUGAGGACAGCGAUACAGAAAUUAAAGUUGAUUAAGAAUCCAAAUGCUUGUUCUAUUGCAGAAAUAAAAUACACUUUUUGAUGAAAAAGUCUUAAGAACGUUUCGAGUUCGCAAAAAGUAGUUUUCUAUAGUUUUUGAAUUUUUAUGUUGCAGUUUGGUUUUAAUGAGAAAUAACGAUAGUGUCAUUUUGAGGCUAAAAAUUGAUAAACGAAAUAAGCGCCCCCCUUCGAAUUAGCGCCCCCCUCUCGCCUUAGAAAAUUAAAUAAGCGCCCCGGGCGCUAAUUCGAGCAUUUACGGUAUCUUUUAAAUUCCACGAAUCAGUCCGCUAAACCUACAGACCUAACAUGAUAUUUUUUGUUUAGUUUUCCUUUUUAACAUCCACGGUGAAGAUUCUGUUUUCGCGGGAAAAAAUUGGUGAUUGAGCUCAGUAAUCGGUAUCUAUUGUUUCCCUGCGUCAAUAAAUUUAUUCUUGCGGUAAACUUUUGCCUCGACCGGGGUCGGCAAAUUUUUAGAUCCAGAAUCCUGACCCCGAUCCAGUCCAGAAUUUUAUUUUUACUUACUGGAGAAGUACGCAAGUAACGCAGGCUCAAUCAAAGCAAAAACUCAAUUUUUUCUCCCCAAGGAAGGGUGUCAUUUUGCCGUUAAGCUUUUACUUUAACAACACUCAAUCGAUCACUUGCAAACUGUAUAAAUGGCUGCCGCUAGUAUUGCACUAAUCACACGUAGGAUUGCUCCACAGAUUUGUAGGAAUCCACUGAAUCUACAACGACUUAGAACAGCCUUCCCUCUUUGCACGGCCAGUCGGAAAGCAUUCUCCUCGGAGUAAGUUUAAAUUUUACGUGCCUUGUAGCAUAUCUCCGUUGUAAUCAUUACUUCUGCUUAUAUUUUUUCUGUGAGUAGGGAAUUCGCAAAUGGAUCCUUCCCCUAUGCCUCGAGCGCUGUCGGCGUUUUUUCUCUUUGUGUGAUGCGUUAUAUAACGUACAGUAAUUAACGAUCGAAGGAAGUCAGAUCGUGUAAGAAUUUUAUUAAUAGACAAGCCAGCUUAAGUUUUGUAGCUAACCUUACUACUUGUUUUUCGUCGCUAAUUUUGCUGAAAAGCGAAACGCAACGAACAGCAGCUAUUGAAUAAUAACUCAUGGCGCUAGUUACAUUUGAAUUCCUAUAUUAUUUUUUCCUAAUCAGCUUUUGAAUUUCUGCGGAGCAAUAUUCUUAUCUGUUUACAGAAAUCUAGAUAAGAAAACUUUUAUCAGAUUUAACAAAAAUGAAAACGGAACUGUGUACAUUUUCAUCAAGCAAUUUGAAAACGCCCUGUGGGUUACAUGUAUUUUAAUUAGGAAUCAUACUUUGAUAAGUCAAGGACGCGAUACGUAUAAUUAAAGGGGCUGAUCUCAUUUUUGCAGUAAUAUCAGGCCAUAUUUUAGGGCCUCUAACCGACUCUUCACUAUAACGUCAUGUCGGAACCACGGUAAUGUUAAGGCUUUUACCAAAAAUCAAAUGUAUUACCAAGAGGGAACAAUAUGGGACAGAGAGGAAAUGUAAUGUUAGGGCAUUGACCAGGAUAUGUGAAUUUCACCAAAGUUAUUUUAAGAGGUUGUGAUUAUAAACAGAAGCCAGGACGUCUGCACAUUUUAAUUGAUUGUUUGAAAUGUCAACAAGUCCACGUGUGACCGCCUCAAAAGCAAAUGAGUGCAGAAUAGGGAGCUUAAGCAACAACAACGGCAACAGUAGAAUGACAAAAAGCAAUAGGUUUAUAGUAGCAAAACAACAACUUUGCAUGUGCAUCAUGCUUUUUUGUACAUUUCUUUGCUGUCAUUGCACGACUACAGCGUGAAAGUGCCUAAUUUCACGUUUUGUCAAGGACGGGAACACAAGACAACAACUUUCUUUUUCUUUUCCUGAACUUUGAUACAGUCCUUUAGAAUUCAACUCCAAAAAAAUUGCCAACAUUAAUGACAAAUUAACCAAAAUAAAAUAAGUGCGAUAAAGUUUGAGGCGGCACAAAUUCACUUUUUAAGUGAUAUUUUUGUAGCCGUUGCCGCCGUUGUUGCCUAAGCUCCCUAAUAUUGUAAUGGCGACAUGCCAAGUGAACAUAAUAUUCUAUUAAUUUCUUUGACAACAUGACACUGAAUUUCGGUUUUUUCAGACCUCUCUGGAAACCAAUCUGCAAUUAAUGUCAAAUGUCAAAUUGAUCUUUGGUGAAGUUCACAUAUCUCAAGCACUAGAUCGGACUGGGCGUUUUCCUCUCUGUUCCAUUAUUACGUCUUGGUAUCACUCAAAUACAGCUGAACUAGCUUGCGUUUUUGUUGAGGCAAGGUGCAUGAGUGGCGAAGCCAUGAAAUCUGUUGCUCCUGCCCUAAUCUCCUCAACCAAAACCGCCAUGCUAUGCGGGCUACAGUUGAACCUCCAUUACCCAGCCACCUAUUAAGUGGCCACCCUCUAUUAAGCGGUGAGUAAUCAAACUCCUGAAACAAUAUUGCAGAAAAGAAUGGGAACUAAAACCUCUGUUUAGCAGCCACCCCUAAUUAAGCACCCGUGGCUAUCUUUUGGCUAAACCAACAAGAGUUUUCCCAUUGUUGUCACCUCUAUUAAAGGGGCUGUGUCACGGCAGUCCAGUUUAUUUUGCUUAAUUUUGCAAACUAGGCACCCUCAAUCACUAUGGAAAUUAAAGUAAGCAAAGAAAUUGCAGGUAAAUGACAAAAACAGAGAUCCGAGACAAACAAAUAUGUCUCCUGAGCAUUAUUUUUGAAGUUGCAACCAGCAGGGAUCAAUUUUGAGAAACUGUUAGGCUGAACAGUUUUCAAAAACCCUAAUUUCAAUCUGUUUCAAUCUUCUUCAGCUCUGCCCAUCCAAGGCAUCUGUUGUUUCUGAUAUGUUAUUUUAACCUUCCUUUAAAGAUUUAAGCAGCUAGUUUCUCUUAAUUUAACAGGCAUUUUGUAAUUUCCUAAUUUGGCUGAAUUUCAUGACACAGCUCCUUUAAGCUGCCAUAAAGUGCUUGAUACACUUAGAUUGACUUUAUUUCAUGAAUAUGAUAAAGGAAUACAGUCUGAGGUAGAAGUUGACGACCAAUAAUGUGGAUCACUAAUGUUGCUUCCGUCAUGUGUUUGUUACAAAAUAAAGUGAUGUUUCUGCUAAAGAUUAUGCUCAUGCUAAGCUAAUCUAUGACAAAACUGUAUUGAGUGACCAACCUCCAUAAGCAGCCACUUGCCAGAACCCCAAGGGUGGCCGCUUAAUGGAAGUUCAACUGUAAUUCAAUUGCUGGUGUGCCUUUGAAAAAAAUUGUGUAUUGAAAUUUCCAGGUGUCAUCUUCACCGGCUCUGAAAAGUCAUUUUUGUUUUAUCUUUAAGUGUUCUUUAUAGCCAUUAUGAUACAUUUAUUUAACACAACUGUGUCUCUUUUUUAUUUCAUUUUUAUUCAUUGCUUCUUCCAGUAUAACUCAGAUAGGGCAAGCUCAAAGGAAGCAGUCAUAAACUAGGCUUGAUUUCUGCUGCUCACUUGCCAAGCAAGGGUGAGCAUGGAAUGGCCCUUUAUGUCAGACAAGCAAUUUUUGCUACCAAGCCCUGAUUUUGUGAACAAAAUAUUUGAUUCUUCACUUUUGCCCUCUUUGUGGGUGGUUAUUCUUUCCAACUCUACUGCAUUAGGAAUUUAUUUAUGAAUGAUUUCUCAACUUAAAAAUUUCAAAACAAGGCUUGGUAAUGAAGUAGAAUUUGCUUGUCUGAUGUCAACUUUCACAGCCAGGGCAUUAAAGUCUAUUUUACAGUUACAGGUGGAAAUGAGGCUGGAGUUGACCUUGUUUUCAUACAACCCUUCCUGCUUUAUUAUAUACCUGCCAAUUCUCGUGCAUUAUGCGUGAGGAACUCUCACGCUUGCGUGAGUAACUCUCCUGCAUUAUAUGUGAGUAACUCUCACGCAUUAUGCGUGAGUCUCACACCUGUGGACUAAAGACAUCAAUCUCAUGCAUCAAGGACAAUUUCUCACACCUGACUCACAAAUCCAGACAAAUUGUUCUUUAACACAUGAUAAAUAUUAAUGAAAAUUCAAUCCAAAAAGGCUUUCUUUAUUUCCUAACAAAAUCAAAUCAUGCUAAGAUUGUUGUCUCUUAAGUAGCUUCAAAAGUGCUCAAACAUCUUCGGAACAUCUGCUGACAGUUUUGGAAACGUUCUGAAGUCUUUGGAAAGUUGUCAGAAAUCUUUGGAAGUCGCCGGGAUGUUUCUGGAAAUCCCGGUCAUGACAAGGUGAAAAUCUCACGCAUUUGACUCAGAAAAAGUUGGCAGGUAUAUUAUUGUGUAAAUCGUGUCAUUCUUGUGCAAACUGAUAUUUUUUAGGCAUAAUUUCCAUACGAAAAGGAAAGAGGUUUGUACCAAAAUAAGAUCAACCUUAGCCUCACUCAUGUUGACUCAAAGGCUAGGAGACUAAGUUCACUUGUAACUGUAAAAUGGUCUAUUACUGAGCACCUAUUACACUUGUAGUGAUCAAGUUUACCUCCAAGGUGCCCUCUCACAGCAAUCAAAUUUAAAAGAGAUGUACAUGUGUUCCUAAAAUUUCACUGGAAAUACUGGGAAACAAUCUUGUUCCUGCAAAAUCAUUAUGAUCAUCCAAGAAUCUCCAGCCAACACCAUAUUUUAUUGUUCUCUAAAUGAGCCAUCUGGUAUCUUGUGACGUGCCCAAAAAGUUCUGCUCUUUAGGUCGUUGAAUAGAUCUAGGUGUGUUAAACUCUGUCUGUUUUGCGUGUUUAAUUUAAGAUUUGAGUUUAAAGGGCCUGUUGCAAGCCUUUUGUACAUUCUUUCAUUUUUGUACGUUGCGCAAUCACAUGAAGACUCGUUUUCAUGCGAUGUUUCAGGAGAACUAAGUACCAGUUACCGAGAAAAGCUUUCACGUGCUGACACUAUCAGUCUGUGUUCGUUUCGUCCUUUUUGUCAGCGAUUAUAUAAUCCCAUCGCAAGUAAGUAAGUUUUACCUGAAAAGCAAUGUAAUUUUUCGUUGAUUACAACGAUGAUCUUCUUUUUUACAGCCCGAUAAUGAGCAAAGCGUUCAUUCAGAAGCCUGCUCCUGCAUUUGCCGGUACGGCGGUGAACCAUCAUGGAGAAUUCAUUGACGUAAAAUUGUCGGACUACAAAGGUAUGAACGAAGGUUUUCUCGAUUAUACACAGGUUUGCUUCGAAGCGUUGCUUUUGCUCACAUUUUGUUAUUGUAUUUUUACAGGAAAAUAUCUGGUUUUGUUCUUCUAUCCCCUCGAUUUGUAAGUACUACAUACCGUAUUUUAUGUCAUAACUAAUUGUUGAAAUUUUACAAGUUGAAGCAUUCUUCGUUUAGCUCAUCGAUGACUUUGACUAUCUAAGCGUGUUUAUCUUUCUUGUUAUUUUAUUUACUUUUGGUCCGCUGCGACCGAUCCAUCUUAGCAUUUUAGAAUCGCGCAAUGGUUUUCAAGUUUUGCACACUCAGCUGCCUUUUAUAGUCGGAAACGUUAAACGUUUUUAAUAUCGACAUGGUUGAAUGGUAGGCUUAUAAUCAGAUUUUUUACGACGGACGUGCGUUGUAUCAUCUGAACCCUACAACGGUUGAACCGCGACAAUUUUUGCUGGGUCCUCGCCUUCUUCACCUUUCCGUUAUUUAUGCUCACUAUCAACCGAACACCUAGGACAUUUCACGGUCGGUAGCAAUUUUCUUGGCGGCGAGGCGCUGUGGUUUUCCAGAUUGAAGCUUUUAACCGUUUCACUCAGUCUUGUCUUGAUGUUCCUUUUAUAAACUCUUGAGUCUGUGGAUGGAAUUCUGUGUUGUGAUCGACCAUUCACAUGACAAUUCUUUAGUUCUACUUUCACAUAGUCUUAUUUGUUUUUCAACAUUUUUACAAAUUGGAAUUUGGAAAUUUUGCUUAAUUUUGACUUAUUGGUGAAAGUUUUUCAUAAAAAUUGAUGUGCUUUCAAAAAUCACCUGUCCCUGGCUAUCGAGCUGGUUUAUUUCAAGAUUCUACAUCACAAUAACUGUAAUUAAAGUGCAAUUUGUGCGACUUUAUUCGUAAUGACAUUAUAAAUAUUAAUAAUUUUUAUAUUGGGCCGCUAAAUCUUGUUAUGUUUUCUAGGCCUAAGGCCCUUUGCGAUGUGUAUCUAUCUGAUCAUCUGCUUGAUAUUUAAGCUUAAGUAAACCUCAUUUAUCUUGUAAAGUACAAUGUAAACUUGGAAAUUGAACAUGAGAACUUCAGCAGCCGGUAAAUGCUCAAUUUUCCACUUUUCUUGGCCGAAACGGAAAAAACGGAAAUCGAAUUCUUUUGUCCAUGUAAAGGAUCUAGGUGCGAUUUUGGGUACAUCAUUUUUUAUUUAAGGUCUUUUUCAGUCAUCCUGCUCAGGAAAUUGGUGAGUGAUUCAAAGAGGUGCUUUUUUGCCUUCUACUUUUCGAUUUUCCCCUCUACGGCCUAAAAAAAUUGCCUGUUUGUCGUUUGUCUAUAAACAAUUUUUCUUAGUGUAAAAGAAACCUAAUAAUUCCUAUUUAUUUAUGAUUUUUGUUUUGUUAAAAAUACCUGAAUAUCCUUCUGGAGUUUUGCCCUCUAGCAAAUUUUUAAUAACCUGUUUUGCAUCAAAGGAUAAAAACAUCAAGAAAAUGUUUAGUGUAGCUUCAAGUAUAAUUUUAUCCUCACUUCUUGUACAGGUGCACUGAAGUUUGUUUUUUAGAUGAACUAGUAAAGGAAUACAGAAGGGUUAUUAGGAAAAUAGCUUGAUUACUGAAUAUUUUGUUUUGUUUUAAAACCGUUCAAUUAAAUAUGUUUAAGGCAACUAGCCUCAAGCAGAUUCACUAUUUUGUCUGUCUGCUGAAUAUAUUAAUCAGCAAAAAGCUAUCCAAGUUAUCCCUAAAGUUAAUGUAUGUAUGUAUAUCUUGCGUUUUGUUUUUUGAGCCCAGAGAAAAAAUGCUUAAUGUCAUACUUUGCUGCCUGUAAAAAAAUAUUUUGUUGUCCUCUCCUGAUGGCGCAUUGUGAAUGGCAGCCUUCUGAACCAGCUUACUUUACAAACUAAAACCGUUCAAUUAAAUAUGUUUAAGGCAACUAGCCUCAAGCAGAUUCACUAUUUUGUCUGUCUGCUGAAUAUUUUAAUCAGCAAAAAGCUAUCCAAGUUAUCCCUAAAGUUAAUGUAUGUAUGUAUAUCUUGUGUUUUGUUUUUUGAGCCCAGAGAAAAAAUGCUUAAUGUCAUACUUUGCUACCUGUAAAAAAAUAUUUUGUUGUACUCUCCUGAUGGCGCAUUGUGAAUGGAAGCCUUCUGAACCAGCUGACUUUACAAACUACAGUUGACUCAAACCAUCACUAACUCGGACCUCGCACUAACUCGAACCAAAGUCGAUUUCCUCCAUACAUUUACUGUCAUUUCGAACCCAUGAAAACUGAAACCUCCCAAUAACUGGAAGUAAUUUUUGUUUCCCUUGAGAUCAUUCCUUUAUAAUUUUACCCCCAAUAACUUGAACCAUGUUUUUAGCGAGUGGCAAGUUGGAAAAGAAAAGAUUUAUUGAAGUGUGAAACAUUAAAUUUAUUUCAAAACAGCCAUGUCAAUUCUUUGUCUUUAUUUUUUGUCUCUCCAGUUCAAUUUCAGUGUCCAUCCUUGUAUAUUAAUCAAGCUUUGAUGCUUUAUUCUGUUUUCAAAAUGUCAGUCUUCAUUUCUUGCUGCCCUUGAAGUGAAGUGUGCAUGAUACUUGCAUUCCCUCCCUAAACAUUUGCUUAUUUGUUUAUCAAUUAUAUAGCUGUUAGUUAAUCCAAUAUUGUCAGCAAAGCUGUUAUCCUUUAAUUUUUAUGAACUGUCCAAUUAAGGGUUAAUUUGGAUAGUUUCAGGUAGGACUUUCCUUUACAAAUAGGCAAACUGUUCAAUUUAACAAAAAUAGCUGGUCUAAGCCAAUGAAAUGCCAGAAAAUACAAUGGGCAAUGCAAACUAGCCAAUCAGAGCAAAGUCCCAGUGACAACGUGCCCAAAAAAGUUUUGUUGGCUGACAGUGGUUCAUUGGCAAACACUCUUGGCUUCUUGUUGCUGUAAAAGUCAUUUUGUUUUGCUGCUGUUUUGUUUUGGCUUCUUGUCUGGGCCAGUUAAAAGGAAAUGUAUGACCAAACUGAUGAAAGUUUAAUUUGAAACAAUCAAUGCAUAGAUUCUUGAAAAUGUACAAGCGCUGAAACUUUGGACAAGAAUAAGAAAACACUGAUACUUGAGUUUAGAAAAAAACAAACAGAAAAAGUCUGUGGAAAUCAUUUGAGGUAAUGAAUGAGAUGUUUAUUUUCAAUAGUUCUUGUAUUUAAAUUAGUGUGUUUUUGUUUCAACUACAAACUGUUCGAGUGUACUAUGUUUUGCAUCUGUGACAGGCUAAAAAAACUGGAUUAACUAACCAGCUAUAUGAUAAUUAAUAUGUAAGAGGACUACAUGCUUGUCCAAUUUGGAAAUAAUUGAAUUCAAAAAAUUCCUCUGGCAGCCAAAUUUUGGCUGUCCUUGGAAUGUUUUUCAUCCAGUUAUUUCCAAAUUGGACAGCAUGUAGUCCUAUUACAUAUACUUACGGUUAUUUACUUCGAACUCCCAAUAACUCGAACCUUCUUCGAUUUCCCUAGAAGGUUCAAGUUAUCGGGAGUCCACUGUAGAUAAAAUAUAAUAUUGUUUCUCAAAUUAUGGUACUGAUUGAUCUCAUUUCCAUUCAUAAUUUCAUUUUUUCUGCUCAGUUGAAGAAAUGGCAUUUCCCUUGAAGAUGAAAUUUUGUUUUAUAUUAUCAUAAUCUUGCAAGAGACAUUCUGUCGGAUAUCACCUGAACAUUGAUUCUGAAAGGCAGUACACAAAUGAGAGUCUUGAAAAUUAUGUGCAAAGUUUCAAAACAUGUUGUUGUGUAUCUAAACAGUGACAUUUCAAAACAAACAUGUGCCCUGUACUUCUACUCCGGUCCUUCCAGCGUAGCAAGUCAAAUUUUGGAAUGUCUUAGAACAGCUAGCAUCAUGCAAAAUUUUAUAUUGUAAGCUCCAUGGUUUUAUUUGUAGUGAUAACCUCAACUUCCCUUGCUAGAUAUUGCACUAAGUCCAGCAAUGUACAUUUUAAAUAUUGUUUUCAAGAGAUUCAAAAAUAAUGUCAGACAUUGUGUCAUUAUUGUUAUCUUAGAUGGAUGCCCUUGGAUUGAAAAAGUUGUAACUAUAUGGAAAAAAGGUCUUGUGUAAUGUUUAUUAAAACCUAUGACUCCUGAGCGUGCUUUUACUCACACUUCCAAAUAAGGUGUACAUUUUCCCCCACAGAAGGCUCUGAAAGUCGCCAUAUUUUGUCAAAUGACACUUUAUGUUGCUCAUAUGAAGUUGUUUAUCCUAUGAUUCAAUUUCAAUUGGUUUUUCGCCAUUUUGGGCUAACUAUUUGGCCAUAUUUCCUCGUUGUUCGAAUGAUAACCUUUAAAAAUGGUGUCAGACACAAAUGGGGUUGAUCAAACUAUAUUCAAAGUAAGUACUGGAUUUAGCAAGGAUUCAGGUUAGGUAAAGAUUAGUGCGAUUAAAUGGACAAAGAUACUGGCGUCAAUUCAGAGUUUGAGCAUGCAGAUACACGGUGUGCUGGUCAAGAAAAUCAGAGAAAAUAUCGAAGAAAGAGAGCAAGCGGGUGCUUUGGUGGCCACAAGAUGUACAUCAAUUGUCAACUGUAAGAGUCCGCUUUUGGCAAACAGCUCUUCAAACAAACACUAAGUUAAUACAUAUAUAUAUGUUUUUUGAAACCCUGGUAUGUCUACUUUCUAAAUAUGUAUGAUUAUAGGUACUUUUACCUGACAAGGAACUUUUGAGAUGUUAUUUAGUGUAUGUAUGUCAAAACUGAAGCAAUAAAAAUUCGGGCGUCAAUGGGUUAAAGGAGGAACAGCAGUGAUUUGUCUCUAGUUAACAAUAUACACUUAAUUUCAGUUCCCGAGGGAAACAGUUAGUUUUGUUUUCCCGAGAGUCCUGAUGUUUCCCGAGACGAAGGCGAGGGAAACAUCAGGACUCGAGGGAAAACAAAACUACCUGAUUUCCCCAGGGACCUGACAUUAAGUGUUUUGUUAUAUUUCUAAACUUUCAACAGUGAUAAAAGAAUAACCGGAGCGACCCAAAACAAACGACUCGGUACUUAUAACAACACAAAUAGAAUUCUCAAAACCACUGAAUAAAUGAUUUACAAAGUACUUUCCUUGUAUUAUCUGCAUCUUUUUCCUCCACUAGCUGCUGUUUCUCUUCUGCGAUAACUUUAAAAAUCGUUGCUUUUUAGUUUGAGGCUUCUUGUUUGUGUUUUUGUGUUCAUUCACGAAAAAAAAAAUGGCAGUGUUUUUCCCGCCUUCUGUCACGCCACUUUCCACCAUGCUUUGUUCACGUGCUGUAAUGUAUCCCGAGCGGGGUACAUUGCUGAAUGUCUCACGAUCGGGAUACAUUUGAUUUUAAUCAAGGCCACGUGAUCAAGAAUCAACCAAUAGCAGUCCCUGUUUAGUUGAGUGAAAGUCUAGGAAUAUAACAAUAGGCAAUUUGCACUAAGAGGCAUGUGACAUCGUUCUUAUGAAAAUGAAAGUUGUAUGAUUUUGCCUUCCAAAAACGAUUAGUGGGUCGCAUCUUAAACAAAAUAAUGGUGAUUUGGUUUUUCAAACCCGCACCAUUUUCUUAAAAUGAAUAAGUUUGUAAAUGGUCAUGUGACUAAAAUGUGAUUUUUAAAAUUAUGAAUUACCUCUCUCUGAACACAAAUUUUGCACUUAAACUUCAAGGAAAAUGUUGAAAAGAUGAUGUGAUAACGUUUACAGCACAUCUUUGCGUAACUAUGAAACGUUGAACAAGAUAUAAGCAAGAAGUAGUUUUGGCCGCCAUGUUGGAGGGCAAGAGUAUGCCCUCCAACAUGGCGGCCAAUACAAAUCAUACUACUUUACUGAAAAAUCAAACUGCCAUCAAAUAUCUCCCUUAAAUGCAUUUCCUCUCAAAUUCGGGUGUAAGAUAAUUUUGUGUGCUCUAACAAUUUUUGGCAUCAGCAAGAUUCCAACUCAUUGUUUAAAGGAAGCAUUGGUCAUGUGACCUCUUAGUGCAAGUGGCCUAUUCAAGUGUGAGGUGCGAGAAUUUUUAACCAGCAAUAAAUCAUGUGCUGCGAGUGCUUUAAACAACUUCAUAAAUAAAUGUCCCCAGUGCAUUUUUUUCAUUUCAAUAGGUUUGCUAAACAGUGCAUUUUUUAUUUUUAAUGUCCCCAGUGCCUUUUUUUCAUUUCAAUAGGUUUGCUAAACAGUGCAUUUUUAUUUUUAAAUGUGACAGUUGAUUGAAGAAAGUCAAACAAAAGCGGCAAACAUAACAAAUGUUUGAAGUACAAUACGGUUUUCCAAAUUUAAAAAAAUUCACAGUUAACCGGCUGCACAAGACGAAAAUUGUGCCCAAGUAGAGUGUUCUGACCAGUCAACGGUUUUUUGUUCUUUGAAGGAUAAAAUUUUUUUAAAAACUUUAUCUGGAAGAUAAAUUUUUCAAUUUUUUUACUUUACAAUAUAAAAUUUCAUAUCUAUUGGUACUCUUUAUAUAAAAGGUCCAUCCUAAUUGGUAUUCCAUUGUUUCAGUCAUUCAACCUUGUAUAUCCCCUGAGGCUGAAUUCAAAUCCCUCCCCUGUCUUUUCAGUUUACAGAGUUUUCAGGGUAUAAAGGUCCUUACACGUUAUUAAAUCCCCCGAGUCAAUUGGAUAAUAUGCCUACUGAAUAUUAAUGAGUUUUAUAGACUACAUAUGACAUUAAAACAUGUUGUUUGUCAAUGCAUCUGUCUCAAUUCCAGUAAAGGUAUUCUUAUCAUUGACAAACGGAUGUGCACACUGGAUUAUGCUAACAGCAAUACUGAACUGUUACAAUCUGUGUUCUCAAUGAUCAUGCUCAAUUCUUCAAAGUCUGCCUAUUAUCAAAAAAAGUUUUCAAGGGAACCACUAUCUAAAUCUUGUGAACUUGAUCCUCUACCUGCGGUAGUUUUGAAAGGCUGUCUUACUGUAUUACUUCCCACCAUUACGAGGAUCAUCAAUCUGUCCUUAUCAACUGGUGUUGUGCCCGAUGCUCUGAAGGUUGCUACACUACUGCCCACAUUGAAAGAAUCUGAUGCUGACUUUUAACAAUUCCAAAACUUUCGUCCUAUCUCGAACUUAAAAGUAGUAUCGAAGCUUGUUGAAAAGGCAGUUGACAUACAACUCACAGAUCACGUCAUGGCGCACCACUUAGAUGAGACGUUUCAGUCUGCAUAUAAGAACUUUCGAACACUCCACCAAGACAGCUUUAGUAAGGGUUCAGAAUGACAUCCUGAGUGCUAUUGACAACAAUGAGUCUGUUAUACUUCUUUUAUUGGAUUUGUCAGCUGCCUUCGACACGGUUGAUCACUCGAUACUGUUAUCAAGAUUGCAUGACCACUUCGGAGUAAACGGUACUGCAGCUGCAUGGUUUGAGUCAUACCUGACUUCUCGCAUGCAGUUUGUUCGGGUCAAUGACUGUAGGUCAAUGCAAUGCUCUCUAGAACGCGGUGUACCCCAAGGAUCUGUUCUGGGCCCUCUUCUUUAUCUCCUCUAUACAUCACCCAUUGCUGAUAUCAUAAAGUUCCACAAGUUACAGUAUCAUUUAUACGCUGAUGAUACCCAGCUGUAUAUAUCAUUUAGAACUGACUGUAGCUAUGAUCUCUCUUUGGCUAAGCAUCAUGUCGAAUGCUGUGUAAACGACAUUGAUUGUUGGAUGGUGAACAAUGGUCUUAAACUCAACCAGGAUAAAACUGAACUUGUUCUCAUCAGCUCAAAAUUUCGUUGCAGGCCUUCUCUAGAGUUUAUCCAAGUGGUUGAUGAGAAGAUCCAACCCAAACCCUCUGCCUGAAAUCUGGGGGGGAUUAUAGAUCAGCAAUAAUAAUAAUAAUAAUAAUAAUAAUCUUUAUUUCUUAAGAUAAAAUCACAUAUCCUAAGUUACAAUAUAAACUCAAAAAAACUAUUUACAUAUCAUAUCUAAAAAUUAUUCUGUUACUAAAAACAUUCUUAAACCUGUCAGUGUAGAUUCUAGGGACAGAGACUGACGUAUUUCUAAGAUUGUACCUCAUGUUCUUUUCCUUAGGUAAAAACUGGAAGAACGGGCAUUCGGGGUCAUUCGAUCUUUUUUUGUAGAGUGUCUUGUCCGCCUUCUCUAGCAAAUCCCUGAUAUUUACAUUCUUGGACAUAAACUUUCUUUUCAUACACCAGUCUAAAAAAUUCUGUAUUACAGAAAGGUCGGAAUCUGAGGCACCAUAAACCGGCGGAGCGUAAGAAAAAUUUGGUAAAACUAUUGCGUUAAAAAGGUGAUCUACUUCCUCCUGAGACAUUCCUUCCUUACGUAAAGAUCCUAAUAUGAAUAAUGACUUGUUCGCCUUAAUUACCUUUGGGCGCACGUGACUACUGUAUUUACAAUUUUGUUGGAAAGUAACACCUAAUAUGGAUAACUCUGCGCACUGCGGUAUGUUACUAACUGGCGUGAUGUGCUGACUGAAACCUUUCUUACAGAAAAUAAGUGUCUUGAUUUAACCGACCAUGUUAACAAAAUCUGCGUUUCCUGUCAGUAUCAUUUAAGGAACAUAGCUAAGAUCAGGAAGUACUUAAGUGAAGGUACCUCUCAAACUUUAGUACGCGCUUUUAUUAGCUCUAAACUCGAUAACUGUAACUCUUUGUUAUAUGGUCUUCCUAAACACCUGUUAAAUAGGUUAAGACUGAUACAAAACACUGCUGCACGCAUUGUUACAUUAUCUAAGUGGUUUGACCAUAUCACUCCUAUCCUGUUCAAACUUCAUUGGUUGCCGCUGGGUUAUCGCAUACAUUUUAAAAUUUUACUCUUAGUUUACAAAUGUCUAAAUGGCUUGGCACCAACUUGCCUAUCCGAACUUUUUCGCUACACUAAUGGUCCACAAUUAAUUCGUUCUAGUUCCCAGACAUACUUAUUUAAAUUAGCCUACGAUGUUUGAUUUUAGUAGCUUUAUUUAAUUUUUAUUUUAUCUUAUAAUACUUUUUAACUCUAGUUUCUUACCAUAUUAUUGUACAGCGCUUUGAGCAAUUAGUGGAUAUCGCGCUAUAUAAGUGUCUAUUAUGAUUAUUAAAAUAGAAUUUAUUGUGAAAUAGUUACAAGGCCAAAAAAUAGUGGACUCAGAAAGAAAACAAAAAACCUCUAUGUUAUUACAUGAAGUGUGCACAUGGAAAUUUUAAGGUGUGCAAGGCUAGGGUGGAAGAGGUUAAAAUAAAAAAAAAAUGGAGCAUGAACUUUUCAAGCAGAUGUUUCAUGGUCUCUCUUAAACUUAAGGGAAACCAUAAAUUACACAAUCUAGUAAAAACACUUUUGCUUAUUCAUAGCACACUACCAGCAGACAUUAGUCAGUUAAAUACCAUGGUGACCAAAACAGUGGCAGCUUGGAGCACUGUUUUCUAAUGCUUAUUUGUACAAGCAGAAUAUUAUUCAUUAUCAUCAAGUCCAUUCUGUGAUGUUUAACCAAACCAUUUAAAGUGUAAACUAACUGUAGCACAGUGACCAUUGUUUUAUUGUAUGUGUCCAUCUCACUGUCUUGCCACAGUCUCUUUAGGCCUUGGAACUACUUACAUCUGUUUGUUAUCUGCAUUUGUUUCUUUUUUUAGCACAUUUGUUUGUCCAACGGAGAUCAUUGCCUUUAGUGACAGAGUUGAAGAAUUCCGUGCCAUUAAUUGCGAGGUUAUUGCUUGUUCUGUUGAUUCACACUUUAGCCAUCUUGCUUGGUAAGCCCUCAUUUUUAUUUUUUAAUUUAUUGUGUUCUGUGCCAGUUCAGUGUUAAUGUACUGGUCUGUCUCCAUUUCUGUUAAGUGUUAGUUGGGAGUACAUGUACACACAUUUAAGAUUAUGGUAAUAGUACUGAGUAUAGCCUGCUUUGCAGAUGUAAUCUAAUCCUGGUUAGUAUCAUCUCAAAAGCAGCACCGGUAUCUCAGGGUUUAAGCCAGCUUGAUUGCCUCAGGAGACAGUUUGUCCGUCUGUGGCCCUUGCAAAGGGACAAAUAGGCAACAGCAGGGGACAGGAAAUAUUUUAUUACAUUGCCCUUCUCCUAUCCAAAAAGUGAAAAGGCACAGUUUUUUCAAUUUUUUUUAUAGUGAGGAAAAGCCAGCAGGCUUGGAAUAAGCCACAGUGUGUAUUCUCCCUGGAGAUAUCACAUCUUUUGAUCUUGUAUCGAUUGAUAUAUACAUAUGUCUGUGAAAAGUUAAAACAUUAUUUUGAGGAAACUUGCUGAAAAAAAUUUAUGGUAAGUGUUGAGUAAAACAUGUCGAUACUGUCAAUAGAAAUUAUGAAAGGAAAGAUGGCUAUAAUGGAGCAGUAAACAAAGUUCAUAAUGUGACCACUCAAGUAACAAAGCAAGUGGCUAGGCUGGCAACAAAAUUGUUUUGGGAUGGCCACCUGGCUAAAAUUUUUCUCUAAACAGGUAGCUCCAGCCGUUCGUACAGGCUAACAAUAAUAAUUAUUGUUUUUUUUUUUUGCACGGAUAGCUCGAGCUGUUCAAUUGGCUGCAAUUUUGUUUCAAAGGCGUAGCCAGAACCGUUUGCAAAGGUGACACUUUUUUUUAAUGGAUAACUUCAGCUCGUUCGAACAGAUACCCAAUCCAUUGAACGGCUGAUGAACAGCAUACAAAUGGCUAUCCUUUCCAAAAUGGCAAACCAUAAAGAGCAUUUUCGUGUGAGAGGUCACAUUUUUCAUAUUGCUGUCUCUUGUUUUAGGACUGAGAAACCACGUAAGAAGGGUGGCCUUGGGACAAUGAAUAUUCCUCUUCUGUCUGAUAUCACAAAGCAAAUUUCCAAGGACUAUGGUGUUUUGUUAGAAGACCAGGGUGUGGCACUCAGGUUAGAAGAUUUUGAAAUGCUUGUACAUAUCCUUACUCAUCUGACUUAUCUGUAAAAAUGAAUUAUGCGUCAGGGACAAUUCACUGCUUGCCCAAGCCAAAAGUGUAAAAGCCCCUAAGGAACUGUGAGCCUUUUCCUCUCUAGACUCAGGAAACUCAAUUAGAAACUUAGACACUUAGUUGAGCUUCAUGGUGAACAAAUUUAUUGAUAAAUCAAGCUUCACUAAAGCCUGUUUCUCAUAUGCUGCUGAUGCACCUGCGACAUGGCCACUGGUACUACCUGGGAUACUGUUCUGAUAUGAGAACAGAAGUGGUUAGUAAUGGUUCUCCUCCCAGUCUUUACUGCUGGCUUGCCUGCGAAGUUGACUUGAGUUAAACUUUGCAGGCAUGCCGGUGGUAAAGCUCUGCAAUGGCUCAAGUUGCCGGCGGUGCAUGUUCUCAUUUGUCGAAGAAGUAGCCUAGGCAGCACCAGCGGCUACAAUGCAGGUGUAUUGGCGGCAUAUGAGAACCAGGCUUAAGUGUGAUAAAAAUUAAUUUGGUUGUACAUGUAGUAAUAUUUGUUUACCUACCACAGAGGUUUAUUUAUCAUUGAUGACAAGGGCAUCCUACGUCAGAUCACCAUGAAUGACUUGCCAGUGGGAAGGUCAGUUGAUGAGGUUCUGCGUUUGGUUCAAGCUUUUCAAUUUACAGAUAAACAUGGAGAAGGUAGGGAGCUGCCAACAUUUUUGUAUGUCUGUACUUAUUAUAUACGGUAAUAUUCUUAGUUACUGCUGCAUGUUGAGCUACAAUAUACUCGUCACAUUAAUUGUUCAAUGCUCAGUGUUGGUUUUUGUGAGUUUGCAUGCAUCACAGAAGCAAAAAAUUCAACACCGGGAGGGAAGGACCACAAUGUUUUGUUGCAAUAUUGGUGCUGCACCGGGUGUCCCAACUUAAUGUUAGAAGGAUUGUAGCUGGUUUUUGUGGAAAUUUUGCAGGAAAAAAGUAUGAGAAAUAAUCUUAAUGUUGGUCUUCUGCAAGUUUUGCUGUUUCCAGACCAUUCCGCAUCAGACUGCUAGUAGUCUUUUUGGGGGUCCAAAAAAAAAACACUUGAAUUUCACUCAUUUUGCUUGCCCUUGUUCACUUCUUAGUUAGUGAUUUAUUCGUAAGAUGGCUUCACCUGGUGCCCUUCCCUUAAAACAAAUGCCGAGUGAGCUUUAUUAUUGCCCAGCCUGGAAAUCCACUUGUCCCAGAUUGUAAGACAAAACCAUUUCAGAGUCCUGCCUUUUUGUUAACCCUUUAAGCCCUAAAAGUGAUCAGCAUCAAAUUUCUCCUUGUAAUGUCAAUGCUUCGUAAAGCAGAGUGAUUAUGAGAAUUGCAGACAUGAUCACACAAGAUGAAUAUGCUUGAUAUUUUAUCAACUUCUCCCCACUAUUUCUGUAGGGAUUGAAUAGUGGCAACGAAUGAGAAUUCAAAUUUUGAUUUUAGGGUUUAAAUGGUUGAUGGAGUCAAUUCUUGGCAGAACUGAAGAGAGAGUAGCCUCUUUGGUUUGUCAUGCAAUCCUCCCCAACAAACGUCGGGAAAGAAUGCAUGACAAAGCCCUAUAAGAACGUGUGCAUGGGAGGCUAGAGAGAAAGUAAACAAGCCAAGACAAUAACUGGAGUGGGCACCUCCCCUGUUUGUUUUGUUCAGUCACAUGUAACAAGCUUGCCCUUGUGACAAACCUGAAUGGGCUGCUACUGUAGCAGUCUAAUCCAACAUCCCCUAUCUACUGGAAACGUGAAAUUGGAAACAUUCCUGACCAUCUGGGAUGGUGGUAGCAUUCACUUCUACACUGUACCUUCCAAACUUCUUCCAAAUAUCAGUCACAAAAAAAUAAUUAUGGUCAGCAAUUUUAACGCGUUGAUGAAUUCCCGGCAUGGGUAUAAGUUUAAAAGCAACAGAUUUAAAUAAGCUGCUCGUAUUAAUUUAUGGAGUGUGGUGAACCAUGGGUGAGGGGAAAAACUACAUGUUACUGUACAGUCAUGUAUGCUCUUUUUAGAACCAGAAUAGAAGUCCUUAAAUAUAGCCAUAAAAAUUUUCAGUAUCAUUUCAUGCUUUUUUUCCAAACUUUGUCCAGCGUAAUAGACCACUUCCGAGUUCCAUAAGCCCUCACUUUCAAAGAGGCCAAGUCCACUACCUUUCUUGUGAAAAUGAGUUUUAUUUGCAUGAGAAUUAAAAAUCAUCUCCACAUCAAAGGCUGAGCACUUAACCUCGUUUUGAUACGGAGGCCCGGGGGGACUCGGAAAUGGCCAAUUAUUAUCAUUUUUGAUGACAUUUUCUCUGCAAUAAAUUUCAGUUUGUCCUGCUGGUUGGCGCCCAGGAAAUGAUACAGUAAGUAUUAACCCCUUUGUCAUUAGUAGCAAAAGAAAACCUCCCUUUUCUCUCUCCCAUGAAUUUCUUUUAGUACGGAGAAGAAACAUGUUACUGCAGGAUCGAAGAAACUUGAUAACAAAGGCUAACCUUUACAUUUACAUUUUACAUGUAUUGGGUCGGUAAAAUCGUUAAGAUAUCACACCAACUGUAAAAAUGAAAACAAAAAAAUAAAAAAAUGAAAUAACUAAAUGAAUAAAAUACAGAUUUAUUAAUAUAUGAAAUAAUGAUAUAAAAGUUAAAUAUAGAAAACUGUAUAAACUAUAUUAUAACUAGUAUUUAAGAAAAGCUGAUCACCUGUAUUUAAAAGUUUCUCAGGAGGUUGAUGAAACAAUGGCCUCAGGGAGGCAGUUCCAGUCUGCUAUAGUUUUUGGAACAAACCAAAAUUUAAAAACGUCUUUAUUUGCAUAUGGCGCGCGAAAUUUAAAUUAUAAUUGAUGGCUUCCCCUCGUGCGACUCUUGAAGUGUUGAAUUAAAACCGUGAGUUAGUUUAUACACAGGUGUUAACCUACACUUGUAAAUUGCACUUGUAGACGUUUUACUUAAUUGGCCUCAGGUUUUCUUGUUGCUCUAGCUUGUGAGCAUAAAGAUGCGCAAAGACUAAAGGUUUAGGUGCAUCUGAUAAGCUACAUGUAUGCCUUUUAAAUGGAUUGUGAUCGCUUGUAUAAAAAUGACCACAAGUAGGUAAAAUUAUUUAAUAAUUUAAUAAUGCCAUGAAGUUCCUUCUCCCUCAUCCCUGUCAAGUGUGGCUCCAUGUAACAGCUAUUCUUGCUAAUUUUUAAUUUCAGAUUGUUCCAGAUGCUAAGAAAAGUGCAGAUUACUUCUCUAAACAGUCAUAG